Podarcis lilfordi (Lilford's wall lizard) is the source of this 68094-nucleotide messenger RNA. NCBI's taxonomy places the organism in Eukaryota, Metazoa, Chordata, Lepidosauria, Squamata, Lacertidae. The record is from the annotation of a GenBank genome assembly.
CAAGUUAGCAGGCACUGUUAAUCAGUGUAGCAGCAGUUUGCCCUCAGCUCCCCUUCCCUCCUGCCUUUUAUCUGCUGAGCACAAUUGUGCUCAAGCAUUGGAAAUAGUCAUCUUACUGUUUCAGCCGUUCUAAGAAUAAGCAGGAGGAACCAUCUUAAUCUGUAGCUGCCCACAUGAUCAGCAUUCAUUUCCCAGCAUGUAGGUAGGUGAUUAAUAUUAAUCUGUCUAGUCAAAGAUGGUAGACAGCUUGGGAAGGAUCCUCUCGUCAUAAGUAUAAUACAUUCUUUGUGCAUUGUAUCAAUGACUUUGUCCUUAUUUAAGGAAUGUGGGGCAGGUGUGUAGGAGAUUAUACUACAGGGGCCCAACUACAUUUUAUGCAGGAAAUCUGUGGUUAAUCUCCUGACCACCACAACAACAACAACUCCCUCCCCAAUACAGCUAUGAGGGGCAGCUGCCAGUUUGUUUGUAGAAGAGGGUGUUCAACCAUUUCCUGUGUAUUGAUUACAGAUCAGAAUCACACUCCCAAAGCUGUUUUAACUACCUACCCUGCCCAUUGUGGGCAGAGAAAUGGAUCGGGAAUACAGUACGGGAGGGAAAGAUUAAAUACUCCAUCACUACCACAGCUCUGAAUAGGUCUCCAGUGUCCAUAUUUAAGAAAAAAUAUUAAUGGACCUUCUUCAUAAUGUGAUGGUUGGCCUAUGUAACCUAGCACGUUUUCUGCUUUUUUGAAGAAAGGCCUUUACAUUUUCAUCACCCUCUAGCAUUUUCUCUAGUACCUGGCACUCUGGUUUUGUUUGCCAUCAUAUCCCUGGUAUCGCUAGGAAUAUUAUGGAAAAAUUAUUUCCUCCUUAAACUACUGAUUGUUCUGGUGUGGAACCCAGCCAGGACCCUGUUUUCCAACUCUAAUAUUUGUAGUUUUACUCAACAGGGUUGUUGUUGUUUUGCACAUUAACCCACCCCCAAUUGCGCUCUGUUUUGUUUUAUUUACAGUUCUUCAUAGGGAGUUGUUCCACUCUCUUCAUCAUUUUCAUUUCCCUUUUCUGAACCUUUUUGGAAAUCUAAAUUCUUUUUGAUAAGAGUAUUCCAAAUAAAGCUGCAUGAUACAUUUGUAUAAUAGCAUUAUGAUACUAGCAGUUUUAUUUUUAAUUCUUUUCCUAAUGAUCUGUAGCAUGGAAGUCACCUUUUUCUUCAUCAAGCUAUCCACUACAACUGCAGGGUCUUGUACCUGGUCAGUCGCUUCCAGUUCAGACCCAGUGAGCACAUAUGGGAAAGCAAGAUAGUUUUGCACCAACAUGCUUCACUCUACACUUGUUUCCAUUGAAUUUUGUUUGCCAUUUUACCACCGAUUCUCUCAGUUUUGAGAUGUCCCACUGAAUUCAGGUGGACAUACAUUUAGAUAAGUGGGUGUUGGAUUGCAGCCCCUGCACUAGAAGCAAUGCUCCUACAAUACUCUGGGGAAGACUUGCCUGGUUGCCCUAGCAUCCCUCAGCCUGAGGCAUUGUGGGGCAAGAAUGUUGCACCAUCAGGGCUGGGUGAGGAGGAACAGUUGUGCCAUUGGAGUGGGGUGGGAGGGACAAAGUUGUGGUGAAGGAGGAAAAGGUCACAGAGGCAAAGUGACUUUUGGUUGCCUGGAUGGAGGAUAGAGAAGGGUGUGUGAAUGUGUGUGCAGGUAAAAUCUAUGUUCAAGCCUCCAUCCACUUGGCUUCUGGCCCCACAAACCACUGGCAUGUGACGCCCUGGAAAGUUGAGCAGCAGGGAAUGCAGCCAUUUGGCUGGGAAAAGCUUCCCACUCCUGCUAUACAAGGUCAUUCAGGUAUGGAUUUAAAUAACUAUCUGAUCGACUGACUAAGUUUCUUCCACAGGGUGAGAGGGCAUUCUUAUUUUUACAGAGUGUUAUAUUUUAGUUGUCAGAAUAAGCUGACCCUCAAGUUGCUAUAUUAUUUAUAAAAUAAGUCCACCAUAAACUUGGAAACACAAAGGGGUGUGUUGCCAUGGAUCUGUUGCUGAUACAUGAAAUGUUUCUUUUUAAAAUAAUAAUAAUAACUGCUUCAAAUGUUUAUGCAGGCAGGUGUUGUGUAGGUGUUACCUGUAGGAGGCUGGCUUAAGUGUAUCAACUCCUUACCUGGAGUAGAAUUGGGCCUCCAAACAGCAUCUGUUCUUCCUUCUUCUCCUUCUCCAAAUGCAAUAUGAUACUAGUUUUAGCCUUUUUUCAGUUGUGUAGACAGCAACACAGAUGGGCUAUAGCAUUUUAAAACUUCCACAUAGAGAAGCAGCUGCACCAAACACUUCCAGACAAGCAUCACAGUUGGGUAUCAAAAGUUCCAGAGAAAUAACUUAACAGCCCGUGAGAUAAUAACAAUAAAAUAGGCUAGGCCAUGAAGGGUAGAGGGCAGAAAAUUAAAAGCAGAACAAGGAAUAACCGCAGAUGCUGUAAUACAAGACAAGAGAAGAAAUGUGUAGGAGACAAAUGGACCGCACUUUGUUCGAAAGUGGAAGGACUGGGAGCCUCAGAUUCAGUAAUGUAGCCUGUGCUUUAUAUGGAUCACUUAUAUAAAAUGCCAGGGUAACAGUUUUACAGCAGGUAUCUUGACCUGCUAGAUUAUGGAUGCUGGAGUAUCAGUACUCGCUUGCUUUUUGUUCUGAUCUAUGUAAGAAACAUGGGGGCACGGGUGGCGCUGUGGGUAAAACCUCAGCGCCUAGGACUUGCCGAUCGCAUGGUCGGCGGUUCGAAUCCCCGUGGCGGGGUGCACUCCCGUCGUUCGGUCCCAGCGCCUGCCAACCUAGCAGUUCGAAAGCACCUCCGGGUGCAAGUAGAUAAAUAGGCACCACUUUAUAGCGGGAAGGUAAACGGCAUUCCGUGUGCUGCGCUGGCUCGCCAGAUGCAGCUUGUCACGCUGGACACGUGACCCGGAAGUGUCUGCGGACAGGGCUGGCUCUCGGCCUAUAGAGUGAGAUGAGCGCACAACCCUAGAGUCUGGCAAGACUGGCCCUUAUGGGCAGGGGUACCUUUACCUUUUUAUGUAAGAAACAUACAUUACUUUCUUAAUUUCUACAACCAAGAACAUUCAUGUGAUGGAAUCAUAGAAUCAAUAUAGUGGGAAUAGAUGGGCAUUGCAAAUUGUUUCAAAGGCAUAAAGAGGACAUAGCUUUUAAUGGUAAAAAUGGCAAAGUUCAAAUGCCCCAGUGAUAAUUACAGGUGAAUAUCGUGGAAAAGUUCAUUUAUUUCAGUAAUUCAGUAAUUUAAAAGGUGAAACUAAUAUAUGAGAUAGACUCAUGACAUGCAAAGUGAGAUAUGUCAAGCCUUUAUUUGUUAUAAUUGUGAUGAUCAUGGCGUACAGCUGAUGAAAACCCCAAAUUAACAAUCUCAGAAAAUUAGAAUAUUAAAUGACCAACACCAGCUGAUGACAUGGCUCCCCAAAUCAACACAGACUGUGGAAACUUCACAUUGGACUUCAAGCAUCUGGCAUUGUGUGCCUCCCCAUUCUUCCUCCAGACUCUGGGUCCUUGGUUUCCAAAUGAGAUGGCAAAAGCUGCUCUCAUCAGAAAAGAGAUUUGGGGAGCCAUGUCAUCAUCUGGUGUUGGUCCACUGUGCUUCAUUAAGUCCAGGGUCAACACAGCCAUCUACCAGGAGAUUUUGGAGCAUUUCAUGCUUCCUUCCGCAGACGAGCUUUAUGGGGAUGCUGACUUCAUUUUCCAGCAGGACUUUGGCACCUGGCCACACUGCCAAAAGUACCAAAACCUGGUUCAGUGCCCAUGGGAUUACUGUGCUUGAUUGGCCAGCAAACCCGCCUGACCUGAACCCCAUAGAGAAUCUAUGGGGCAUUGCCAAGAGACAGAUGAGAGACAUGAGGCCGAGCAAUGCAGAAGAGCUGAAGGCUGCUAUUGAAGCUUCCUGGUCUUCCAUAACACCUCAGCAGUGCCACAGGCUGAUAGCAUCCAUGCCACGCAACACUGAAGCAGUAACUGAUGCAAAAGGGGCCCAACCAAGUACUGAGUACAUAUGCAUGCUUCUACUUCUCAAAGGUCAAAUAUUGCUCUAUUUGCAGUCCUUGUUUUGCUGAUUUCAUUUAAUAUUCUAAUUUUCUGAGAUUGUUAAUUUGGGGUUUUCAUCAGCUGUAUGCCAUGAUCAUCACAAUUAUAACAAAUAAAGGCUUGACAUAUCUCAGUUUGCAUGUCAUGUGUCUAUCUCAUAUAUUAGUUUCACCUUUUAAGUUGAAUUACUGAAAUAAAUGAACUUUUCCACGAUAUUCUAAUUUUCCAAGUUUCACCUGUAUCUUCUUCAGAUAAUUCAGCAAUAAGACUUUCUUAUUCACAUUCCUAGGUAUAAAUAGAGUCAUGUUCAAGGGUUGGGGAAUGCCAUAUGCAGUGGUACCUCGGUUUAAGAACAGUCCGGUUUAAGAAACAUUCGGUUUACAAACUCCGCAAAACUGGAAAUGGUGUCCCGGUUUGAGAACUUUACCUCGGUCUAAGAACAGAAUCUGAAUGGUGGAAGGGCACUGGUGGUGGGAGGCCUCAUUAGGGAAAGCAUGCCUCGGUUUAAGAACAGUUUCGGUUUAAGAACGGACUUCAGAAACAGAUUAAGUUCGUAAACCGAGGUACCACUUAAUGUAAUACUUUACUAAAGAGAGAAGAUUCAAGCCUACCAGUAUUAUGAUUAUAAAGAGGAAUUUGGACAUUUUCAUUCAUGGGCCGAUGGCUGAUUCAGUGGGGUCAUCCACAGGACUAAUCUAAGAAGGAAGAGAAUCAUCAACGAAGUGGAGGGGGAAUGGCUUUGUUUCAGCAACAGCAGCCAAGAGAAACAGUGGUGCUGAACCUCUGUUUAAAAAAUGAGACCUAUUUGCACAAUCUCAGUGUUUCUCCAGUAAAAAAAACAGUCGACUCAAUAGAAAGUUUUACCUGAGAAUUGAAUAUGAGCAUAUUCAGUGCUUCUCUGUUUGCAGCUGAAUCCUGUGACCCAGUGCUGUUCAGUGAGCCAUCAGUUAGUUGCUGGUCCCCAGUGAUUUUACCACAGCCCAGGUUGGAUGAGAUGCUUCAGGGACCUAAUAUAGCACUGGUCCCUGGCACAGUUGGGGUGUGGAAUGCCACUCCACCACAUCAGAUAGCUUGAGAAGCACUGGUCCACACUGACUGGCAGUGGCUCUCCAGGACACAUGGCUUGUGAGUAGCCUAGAAGAAUUGGCUGCUUGCAGCCCCAGCAUGUCUUCAGAUUGCCUUGCUUCUCUGCACACACACACACCCCAGCAAACACACACACAUGCAAUUCCCACCCUGUGUGGCCCAUUAGCCUGUGCAGACUUUCAGGCAUUGGGGGGCAGCUGCAGUGCAAGAACAAGGAGUGUUGGUUUCAGUCCUUAAAAUGUGCAGCUCAAGGCUGUGCAUUGCCAAGUGCUUUGGGGAGAGUUGAAAGGGCUUAGAUUUGAUUGGGUGUAUUCUGUGUUUUUGGACUACUUAUGUGGAAAGAAAGAUAAGCAUGUAUGGGGGACAGGAGAGUUGGACAAGCAUCUGUUGUGCCUUGGGCUUUCACCACACACAAUAACACAAAUUAGGUUUCUUUGUGUGCAUACUUUUCAGAUAGUGGUAAAGUGGGUAAGAACCAGAGAAUGGAUGUAAUAUGCAGUUUGAAAUAUAUAAUUUUGUUGUAUGAACCAGCUGGGUUUGCUUACAGUACUAAAACAUUUUUAUUGCUAACCAUUUGUGUGUAUGUGUGUGCGUGUGUGCUGGUGCAUGUGUAAUGAGAAUGUUUAAGGAAAAAAUCAUGGUGGAAUUGUCCUUUACAGGUGGCAGAAUUAUACUCUGCAAGUUUACAGGACAGAUUUGUGUUCUACUAGUUGAGGGAGAUUAUAGGGCAGUGAAGUGAUGUGGUAUUCAUUGGAUGAUGCCAUUGAUGUUCAAAGUACACAAGCACUUUGUUUUCAGGAAUAAACUUUAUUUCAUGCAAGCAGCUUUCCAUGCCAGCUGCAAUAUUUAAUAAUGUCUCUUCUCUCUAUGUGGGUAUAUGUGUGUGAGAGAGACAGACAGAGAGAGAGAAAGAGAGAGAGAGAGAGAGAUGCAGAACAAUAUAGGUAUACUCUCAAGCUGGUUUGGAGGUUCUAGCAGGGGAACACAGCUAUCGUAUACCCUUGACCGAAGAACAGUACACUCCUAUCUGGGAUGGUCAUCCUCUUCCACCGAGCACACAGCUUUGGGAGGGACGCACAUGGAGCCAAGAAAUGUGUGCAAAAAUAUACUUACUAGCGUGAAGUAUGCAAAAAAUGCAUAUGUUAAUGAAAAUAGCAUACAAAAAAAAAUUGUGGUAAGAAAAACAUUAUGGCCCAGGCACCACAUCCUCCUGAAAGAUGGUUUGUCAAUGUGAUGCCCUCCAGAUGUUGUUAAAAUCCAGUUAGUAUUACUGCUAGUCAGGGAUGAUGGGAAUUGUAGUCCAACAGCAUCUGGAAGCUACCUGUUGGCUACCAUUGCUCUGGAGGAAAUGUCACAUUCUUUCAGUUCCCUGCUAAAUCCUGUUCUGUGCUUAUCAUUGUGUUUCACAGUUGCCCUCCCCAUCCCUUGACCUUCAUGGCCUGGCCCCAAACCAUCACAUCUUAAUUUUUCAUUGUGCUUUUUCUCUGCUUUCACUUCAUGUCAGCAUCCAGGAUGUUUUCUAGCUCACCAAACACAGAAGCAUGACAGGUAUCAUCUCACUCUUCCUGCCUCUAGAGGCAGAUUUAGGGGAGCACGACUGGUUCAGUUGCACUGGGUGCAGACCCUCAGGGGCACCACAGCUAUGAGGUAGAAUGGAAGGCAAGAGGUAGAGGGGUCCCGAAUUUUGGCCUCACAGAGGGCGCUGCUGAAAUUUGAGGCCCUCAGGUCCACCACUGCUCCCUCGCUAAUUAAAUUACAGACUUCACAAUCCUGGACACUACCAUAGCUUCUGUUUCUGUCCUGGCCUCCUUCAUUAGGGUCUCCUGCACUGUAACUUUUGUACCAGUGUAGUGUAAUGGUUAAAGUGUAGGUCCAGGGAGACCUGGGUUCUCAAAUCCUCACUCAGCCACAAGCUUCACCAGCUGCCAUCUUUCAGUAUAGCAGGUUGUUGUAUAAAGGAGCAAGAACCCAGGAGAACAUGCUGCCCACCAGCUGUGGGCUGUUUUGCAGCUCACAAUCAGAGAAGAAAGGAAGCAUCAGCUGCUAGAGUUCCUUCAGGUGAGUCAGAUCUCUGCAAGACCUAUGCUGUAAACUGCCCAGAGUGGCUGGGGAAAUCCAGGCAAACUAACAGUGGGCAUAACUCACAUUACAGUCCUUAUGAUUCUGUUAGGACACGAGGCACAGCCACAAGUCUUAAAAGCUAUCAUCCUUGCACUGGGAGCAGACCCUCAGGGGCACCACAGCUAUGAAGUAGAAUGGAAGGCAAGAGGCAGAGGGGUGCCGAAUUUUGGCCUCACACAGGGCAUUGAUGAAAUUUGAGGCCCUGAGGUCCACCACUGCUCCCUCUCUAAUGAAGUAAUAAUAAUAAUUAAUAAUUUAUUUAUACCCCGCCCAUCUGGCUGGGUUUCCCCAGCCACUCUGGGCGGCUUCCAACUGAAUAUUAAAAACAGUACAGCAUUAGACAUUAAAAACUUCCCUAAAGAGGGCUGCCUUCAGUUGUCUUUUAAAAGUAAAAUAAUUAUUUAUUGCCUUGACAUCUGCUGGGAGGGCGUUCCACAGGGCAGGCACCACUACCGAGAAGGCCCUCUGCCUGGUUCCCUGUAACCUUACUUCUCGCAAUGAGGGAACCGCCAGAAGGCCCUCGGCCGUUUAGGGCUUUAAAGGUCAGCACCAACACUUUGAAUCGUGCUCGGAAACGUACUGGGAAGUUACAAACUUUGCAGUCCUGGGCACUACCAUUGCUUCUGUUUCUGUCCUGGCCUCCUUCAUUAGGGUCUCCUGCGCUGUAACUUUUGUACCAGUGUAAUGUAAUGGUUAAAGUGUAGGUCCAGGGAGACCUGGGUUCUCAAAUCCUCAAUCAACCACAAGCCUCACUUGGCGUCCUUGGGCCAGCUGCCAUCUUUCAGCUAAGCAGGUUGUAGUGAGAAUAAAAAGGGAAAGGGGGAAACCAUGUACAUGACCUUGAGCUCCUUGGAGGAAAGGUGAGAAAUAAUAACAGUAACCAUAACAAUAAUAAGCGACAUUCCACGAAUGAGUCCCUUCAAUGCAAGGAUUUCCAUAUGUGCACUCCUUAAAUCUGCUCCAGAGGGUUGGGGAAAACCAUUAGAACAGAUUUAGGAGGGACAGAGCAGGAGAAGAGGGGCAGAACAUUGUGCUAUGCAAGUAAAAGUCCUUUUGCUUGUGCAAAAAUUGCCCUAGUGCUAUGUCAGAUUCCACCUAUCUGUUACCAUUAUCAAUAUUACUGCCAUUAUUGUUAUUAAUAAGCCUGACCAACCACCAAGUCACCUGCUGCUUACAGUAGACCUCUGGGUAUCCUACAGCUUCAUUUAGUCAAUGAAAAUUCAUUGUAAGGGUAGCAGAAUACUACCAGCCCAAAUCAAUUCACAAUUCUGUAGGAGGUAUUGGCGGUGUAUUCUCCAUGCUUCUCUCCUCCAGCAGUGCUAUGGAAAAUCAAGCACUUUGCUUAAUUCAAAUAAUGUCUGUCUGUCUAAAGUCAGAACGUGCCUCAGGUCAUCUUGAAUGAAUGGCAUUGUAUUGAUUACAGCAAGUAAAAUGAGAGAGAGGCCCUCCAGCCAAACUUUGAUCUGCAGUUGCAGUUGGUUGCUUUGACCAUAUGGAACAACCAACACCUUUUGAAAAUUGCAUAACUGCAUAAUUCUUUUUAUAUUAAAUAAAAAUGGGUUCCAAACCAGGAACAUUUGUUCCAUUUCUAACUUUCUGCAAUGGAAUUCAGAUAGACUGAAAAGCUCUGGAAUGUUGGAACUAUGACAGAUUGAAAUUUAGGGAAUCCACUCAUUCUAAAAUAAAUAAAAAGAUACUACUUUCAUGUAAAUACAGAUUUUUAUAUUGAGUAAUUAGGAUGGCAAAUAACACAGCCUCAAGACUCCCAAAGUGGCAGUGGAAUAUAGGAUUAGUUUAAUUUAGCAUAUACCCAACUACCAUACCCACCCUUAUCUUUUUUUUCCCCUUGGCAGUACAGAGAUUUUGCAAGUCAAUCAAUCAAUACAUUUCAUUUCUGAUAUUCAAGACAUGAUUGAUGUUGGACUUAACUGCCCAGGGGUCCUUUACCGUUUUUUUUUUUUUUACCUGUAGCCAAAGCAGCCCCACCAAUGCACAGGAAGGAGGGAUCAGUAGUAUUUUAAGUCUGCAGAAGUCUUUAAAGGAAAAAACCUUGAACAUUCUUUGAGUUACAAGUUGUCAUGGAAUUAAUUUUGUAAGUAAACCGCAUAUGUUCACUUUUAAUCUCUUUCACUUGCAGACUAUAGGGGCACAUAUUACAUUUGCCACAUCUGUAAUGACCUCUCGUAAUUGUAGAUGAUGGUUCUAGACAGUCAGUCCUAACUAAUUGAUUUCGUAGGGACCCUUUCUUUCUCAGGCCCAAAAGGGGUGGAUCUUUACAGCCAGGAAUAUCUUCAACGAUGUGCCAUAGUUUAUUUAUAAUGUUCCUAAUUGUGCUCUGAAUCCCUAGUCCCAAUUACCAUUGUUUAAAAUAUCCUUGCCUUGUUCUUUUAUUCUGACCAAGUCUUUCAACCAUCUGGUGAAAGUGUACACCGGAGUCUGGUCUUAUCAGAUGGCAUAAAUUUCCCUCUCGGAAUAAUAUGUGUGCAGCACAAGUAUAUGGAUUUCUCACAGGUUUUCUUACUCACAAAUGGUAUCCGAAGUAUCCCUAAGUGAGGAACCUUGUCUUGGAUGGGAAUGUGAAUCAGUUCAGGCAUUCUGCAUCCUUCAGUCCCUCUCACCCAUUCCAAGAUGCUCUCACAUUGCCUCCUGUGCUGUCUCUAGCCUCAUUCUCCUCCUGUUGCCCUCCUGGUGCUUCCACUUCCUCUUCCUCCUCUCCCAUGAUUUCCCAACUUUCCCCCUCAUCUGCCUCUGAGCUGUGACCUCCCUCAAAUCCCUGCUGUAAAUCUAAACUGUCUUCCUCUUCUCUGGAAGGGUCAGGCUGGGGAGGUGGUCUCCACCAUUCCUUCUCUGCCCAGUCCCUGACAAAGAGCCAUUUCCAGUCAGUGUGGACAAUAUUGACCAUUAUGGACCAAUGGACGGAAAGCAACUUCCUGUUUUCCAAACAUUGAUAGUGCUCUCACCUCUUUGCUGAAUGAGAUUUAGAACCUUCCAAAGUCCUUCCCAUAUCUAAAUGGAAUCUUGAUGCCUGAAGAAGUAUGUUUUUGAAAAGAAAAGGGGAGUAUAUGCUUCAAGAUUGUUUUCAUUGUGAAAAAUAAACAGUUUCUACUUAGAUCUGGUACUGUGAUUUCCAAGGAAGUCCAGGCUAUGAAGGUAAAUGAAUAAUAGGAUUAUUGCCGACUUUCAAUCCAGCUGUACUGGUAAAUUAAUCAGCGUACUCAUAUUGUGUUAUUAUAGGAUUCAUUUUUUAAAAAAAAUCUGGUAAGUGAUAAGCCCUCAUAAUUGAAGCAAAGGACAAGAAUAUCUUCAGGAUAUCUAGUGCACUCUCUGUAAGCAAAAUAAUAAUAACUAGCAGAAAUUGCCCAGUGAAUUCUAAGAGGCCUUAUAAAGUUUUGGAAUCAGUGGUUAAAACCAGUUUUGAAAGGGCCAGACUGGCAUCUUCAUCCAAUAGGGCUUCCAGUUGUAUCCAAAUGUAGACAAGAGGCUUGCUCCUUGAGCUCAGGAACCAUCAUGCAAAAUUUUGUUAAAUGGUAUCCACAUGCCUAGAGAACUUUUUUUAAAAUAAAGCAAAUGAGGAUGAUGCUUGGCAUUGUUAUAAUAAAAUUACAUGGUGAACAGAUGCUACAUGUUUUGAUAUGAUGAUGAUGUUCCCUGGCCUCAUACCCAGAAACAAAGUUUAGGGGAGCGAUGGUUUGCUUCAAAAGAGAAUAGAGCAUAAGAAGCCCAGAAUUCUUCUCCAGCUUUGAAAGCUGUCUCUGUGCAAACAGACAGGGAUAAUUUCCAUUGGUUUCCACAGGAUGUUUUCCAUAGUGGGACUGAACAAACCUACUCUCGGGCUCAAAAAAAUAAAAAUAUAAAUUCCCUCAGGGCAUCCUCAUGGUGAUGGAACUGCCCUCCAAUAUUAUUUUUGGGUGCAGCCUUAGAAAACAUCUCGUGCAAAUGGAUCAUAGAAUCAUAGAAUCAUAGAGUUGGAAGAGACCACAAGGGCCAUCGAGUCCAACCCCCUGCCAAGCAGGAAACAUUUGCACAGGGGCUACUUUUUAAAGAUGCCCUCCCCACCAACAAAACACUGUGUCUGAGGGACAAAAACCAAAAACCAGCGGGAGACAUUCUUGUCUCAAAGGUCUAUUGCAGGGGUGAGGAAGUAUUUUCUUCCCAUAUAUAUGGAGAUCAGUCUUGGAAAGAGGGAUUGUACAAUAUAUUGAGAUAACCCACUCCAUUUGUUUGCCCAGGACUCUAGUUCUCAGCAGUCCCAAAUUUUAGCUGCCCCCAUAGAAGCCAACUGCUAGGGGCUGAGGUCCCUUCACUCCCCAAUUAAAUAUUUGAAGGGGCUGUCCCCCUAAAGUUGAUAGGCAUUUCAAUUCAAAUUGUGUGUGUGUGUGUGCAUGUGUGCAUGCGCCACAUCGUGUGAUUGAUUAUGUGGGGCGGGGCUUACCGCCCCCCCAUAUUUUAUUCAAUUUGGCACCCCUGACUGCCCCUAUUUUAAGACAUUCAGGUCCACUCUUUCCUCUUAGAGCAUAUUAAUUGCUAUUUGUCUCUCUGUCCGGUUCUUAUUAGCUAGGAUCAAAGAUGCAAAUGAUUACUGGGAUUUAUUCAAGUAUGCUGUCAACAUUCUUGAGCUGUAAGAACAGACAGUGUUUCCAUUCUUCACUAGUUCACCUUUUCCACUUAAAUAUAGCCAGCAAUUCAGUUGUUACAUCGUUCUGUUUACAGUGGUACCUCGGUUUUCUAACGUAAUCUGUUCUGGAAGACCAUUCAAGUUCUGAAAUGUUCGAAAAUCGAGGCGCGGUUUCCAGCUGACAGGAUAUUACACUCAGCGGAAGCCACCUCAGAAGUUCGACUUCCGAGGCAUGUUCGAAAACCGUAGCAUUUACUUCCAGGUUUAUGGUGCUCGAAAACUGAAAUGUUCGUCAAUGGAGACGUUCGAAAACCGAGGUACCACUGUACUUAGAAAUCUAAUUUAUACACCCAAGAUGGCAUGUUCAGAUCAUAAAGUUGCUGUUCAGCAUAAAACAAAUAAGGCAUGGCAAUUGUGCAUGCUCAAUUUGCAAAAUAAUUGUCAGCAUAGUAUUUGCCUCCCUUCCCCAACUUCCUGCCUUGGUGGUGACCUCUGAAUGACACUCAAGGCUCACUGUUGUUCUCAUGCAAGCUUGUCUGUAUGCUGUAACUAGUAAGUAGAAGAUACUGAGAAAUUGUUUGCAUUAGUAGUCCCUGGGCACAGAUGUUCCUCUGAUACUUCUUUCCCCCAUCCUAUCUUUUUGAUCCCUUUCCAUGUCCCUGUAACGUUUCAGCCACCAGCUUGUGAUCACAGAAUGACAUUUAUUAUUUCUUAGGUUUCAAGAUACCUUUUGUAGUCCUAGAAUAAUAGAGUUUUAGUAUUGGGAAAGUAAUCAUGCUCAUCCCUUUGUGCAGCACCAGGCUUAACAUGAACGAUUCUUAAGAAGUGUUUCGUUUUCUUGUAUAAGCAGUCAAGGACACAGGCUGCAAUCCAGUACAUGUUAUACACAUUUAAGCCUCACUGUUUUGUCUGCUGGAAUGUGGUUUGAGCUUUUUUUCCCAUUGAACAGCCAUUUUCAAAAUUAACAAAGGCUUAAAAGGGGGGGGUAUCCUUAAUAAGCAUCGUGUAGGGCUUUGUUGCUUCAUUAUGAACAACCUUGCCAAUGUCUUUGGGAUGGAGUGGAAGAUAUUUCUCCCAUGAGCCAUAUAUUGCCUUACUGCCUAUUCCUAGCUGGGCAGAACUUCUGAAUUCAUUCAAUUCACAGAGAUGACUUCCUGACUUGAUUACAACUAUUGUGCAUUUUCUCUUUACAUGUGCUGAAAUCUAUGUGUAUAGGUAGCAUUUGGACAUUCCUAUCCCUACAAGGAUGGCUUAUCAGGUGGAUGAGGAAGAGCUGCAUGCACUCAAUUCCCUCCUAAAGUGACCUGGGUUGAGAGUGAAGUAAUGUGGAAUCUGGCCCUUUCUUAUAUCCCAAACUAGACUUCUUACACUCCAUAAAAACUGGCCAAUGAAAAGUAGGGAUCAGUAUCUGGUUCUUGUUUGAUGUGCUUAAAUUCUUUAUCCAAUCCUUCUUGAAAUUCCUGUUUUCAUGUGGAUGUCCUGUCUUUAGUCCACCCAUAAUGAAGAGCUAGAGUGUAGUGAGGAAAGCAAAAGUAAAUGUCACUAGAAGCAAGUAGGACAUCUACCAGAAGACAGCUGACUAAAAUAUUAUUAAAUAUCAGUGAUCAUAAUUAACUUGUUAGUAAGUUAAGAUUUGCUGUUCUUUCAGUGGCUCUUGUUCUAUUACUAUAUUUGCGCAUCUUCACCUAAUGGCCUCAUCCGUGAGGAUUUUAACCCAUAGCGAUGGCAUUUAGUAUGUGAUGUGCACAUUUCUUGUAGCUGAGAAAAGUGCAGCUGGAUUUUGGAUUACGGUGUAAUUGCCACAGCAAUAUUUAUUUUAAGUGUGUUGGACACAAAUUACGGAACUGGUAAAAUGUCCUGGAUUUGGAAAGCUGAUGAUGUUCAGUUUGAAAAUGGGAAGGGGAUUAAACACAUUAGGCAUAUUUGUUGAUUUAGCAUUUAAAUGACAGGCAGUGUCUGGGACAGUAUGUACACAAAUUAUAUCAGGGCUGAAUGUAUUCAGUUUCCAUACUUAGAGCCCACUUCCCAAACCAUAUUAAUAUACCCUUUCCUCUUUAAUCAGAUCAUCAGCCUUCACCUCUUCAUUGCAUCCAUGUAAAUACCCUUAAAGUACUCUCCCUUUUUUGUUGCUGUUAGUUACUGUACUACUAAGGCAGAUUCAUAAAUGAAUUGUCCCUAUGUAGGAGAUAAUAACUACAGACAUCUAUGGCUAAACCGCCACGGAUGCAGGGUGUAAACAAACUUUUUUAAAAUGUGGGGUGUCUGAAGGAGAUUUUGUGCAGUUGGAGAAAUGCUUUAAAAACCCCUUUGCAACAACAUAUAAUGGCUUUAUUAUUCUUAUCCAGAUCAUGUGCUGUGACUGAAUUCAAUUGUAAUGGGUUUAGAUUCUAACAGGUAUUAUUCUGUCACACAAGUAGGGUGGCAAUAAUAAGCAGAAAGUUAAAGAGGUGUCUCACAUAAGCAGCUUAAACAGAUUUGAUAGCCCAAUUCUAUAUUAUCAUCUUGAAUAUUACUAAAACUUUCCAUAUUCAUUGAUAACUUUCAGAGAAGCUACUAACAGUUCAUGUAGUUAGGUGGAAAUGUUUAAAUCAGUCCUGUCUCCUGAUUUAUCAUUCAACUGGAUUCUCAUGCAACCAGAAUACAAUGAACAAUUAUUCUCCCUCUCUUUUGCUAGUAACUUUUUUAUUUAUAUAUAUAAAGCAUGGAAAUGUCCUUUCCUUUCCUAAUUAUGCUGGGCUCCCUCAGUCAUUCGUUGUGAUAGUCCUUUUAGAAUGUUCUAUUGUUGCAGCUCCUCUCUUAAUUCUCUCUAGUCAAUUAUUUUUCUUUGGACCAUCCGUUCAAUUAGCAAGUAGCCAUGGUACUGAAUGUUCAGGCUCUGCUGACAGUUCUUUGAAAGGGUGGGACUGCUGUAGUUGUGCAUGUUUGUUGCCUUUCUUCCUUGACAAUUACAGCCUUUAAAACCAAACACAGCUGUGUUGAUUUUGCAAAUUCAAAUUCUGGGUUUGUGGUUGUUCUUGCAAACCUAAUUUAACUCACCAGCCAGUGAUAGGCAUUAAGUGAUGGUCAUUAGUCACAUGACAGCAUGCUGUUUGGGCCACAGUAUCCAUAUUGUAACGCACAAUGGUCUGAGCUUACAAGAUUCCAUGGAAUGUUCACAGGUAUUCUAAUGUUGUAAAUGGAACCAGCAACAUGGAAUGUUCAUAGACAGUCUGCGAUAGUGACUAUAUUGAGAGGUCAGUUUCUCUAGGGGUGACAACUUCAUACUGACUCUGCGAAAGGUUAUACGUGGUGGGCAUCGUAGGCAGGCCAGAUUAGAUGAGAUUCUAGUAGGUAAGGAAGUUAAGCAACAGAGAACCCAGAAUCAGUUCAACCAAAUCAAUGGAACAGAUUCAGCAGCAGUCUGAGACAAAGCAAUGUGUGGGAAGAGCAGGUAGAGAACAACUUCAGUAACACUAGACAAAUUCAUGAAAGAUCAAUAGAUCAAUGGCUUUUAAGGAAUUUUGCCACAUUUUUGUCUGAAUAUUCUGUGUCUGGCAUAAAAUGAUGUCUGGUAUUUUGUCUUAGCAUGUGAUAUUUGCCUUCACUAUUGGAUAUUUGGUUUUAUUUGAAGGAGAGGCUGGUAGCUCAGUGGUAAAGUAGAUGCUGUAGAACAGCCUUACCACAGUUUGGUGGCCUCCCAAUUUUUUUCAACUUAAACACACUACUUAAACGCUUGUCAUGCUAGCUGAGGCUGAUAGGAGCAAAGUCUAGAACAUCUAGCAGGUACCAUGCUGGAGAAGGCUGCUUUAAAAGGUGUCUAGUUAAAUCCCAGACUUCUCCAGGUAAACUGGGAAAGACUGCUACAUGAAAACUCAGGAGAGCCACUGCCAGUCUGUGUAGAGAAUUCUGAUCUAGAUGGGUCAAUAGUCUGAUUAGGUAUAAGGAAGCUUUUCAUGUUUUUGAUCUUGGUAGUGUGCCCCUAUCUGGUCAGGGUCAGCCUAACUGUUGUUAUUUAUGCUCUAGUGACCUCUAGGUUAGAUUACUGCAACCUGUUAUACAUGGGGCUGCCUCUGAGUACAGUUCAGAAACUUCAGCUGGUGCAGAAUUCAGUGGCCAGGUUGCUCACCAGGAAAGACUAUUUGAACACAUAAUGCCAAUCCUGGCCCAGUUGCACUGACUGCCAGUUUCUGGGCCCAAUUCAAUGUGGUGGUUUUGACCUCUCAAUCCUUAAAUGGCUCAGGACCACAGUACCUCAAGGACUGCCUUCCCCCAUAAGAACCAAGCACCCUGUGAUCAUCAUCUGAGGCCCUUCUUCAUGUGCCUCCUCUACAAGAGGUUCAGAGGACAGCAACACAAGAACUGGCCUUUUCUGCAGUUUCCCCAUUUGUGGAAUGCUCUCCUCAGGGAUGCUCACCUGGUACAUUUGUUAAAUACUUUUAGGCACCAGGCAAAAACAUUAAUCUUCUCCCAGACCUUUGGCUAAUUGAACAAUCUGUUGUUGUUUAGUCGUGCCUGAUUCUUUGUGACCCCAUGGACCAGAGCACGCCAGGCACUCCUAAUUGAACAAUCUAUGGUGUUUUAAACUGUGGGGGUUAUGGUUUUGUUUGUUACUAUGUUGGUAUACAUUUUUGUGUUUUUAUAUUGUAAACUACCCUGUGAUCCUUGAAUAAAGGGUGGUAUAGAAAUCAUCAUCAUCACUCAACAGCACUGAAAUAAAUUCUUCAUUUAAAGCAUUAUUAUUAUUAUUAUUUGCUUAUACACCACCCAUCUGGCUGGGCCUACUCAGCCACUCUGGGCAGCUCCCAACAGAAUAUUAAAAACACAAUAAAACAUCAAACAAUAUACAGUGGUACGUCUGGUUACGAACGCUUCGGGUUAUGAACGCUUUGGGUUACGAAUUCCACUAACCUGGAAGUAGCUGCUCCUGGUUGCAAACUUUGCCCCAGGAUGCGAACGGAAAGUGCACGCACAGUGGGAGGCCCCAUUAGCGAAAGCGCACCUCAGGAUAAGAACAGUUUCAGCUUAAGAAUGGACCUUCGGAACAAAUUAAGUUCAUAACCAGAAGUACCACUGUAUCUGACAUACAAAAAUGUUUUGUAUGUUUGGCAGCUAAUAUGCAAUAGUGGUCAGUGUUAGUACUUGAGAGUUAAUCAGCAAUUAUCAGUGCUGGUUUUUGUACUGCUUUAUUCAUUAGUUUGACUAUUCAGGUAACAUCAAGAGUUGACACAAAACCAUCAAAUGCUAAGAUCAAAUCUGAAACGUCUACAAGUUUUGAUUUUUCAAAAAUCAAAAUUGUUUCAGCUGCAGCUGACUGUAUUGGUGCCCUCUUUCACAUUUGGCCUUUGAGAGUGAUUGACACACUCAAAGACCCGUGUACAGUAUUCAUUCUUCAGCAAAAUGUAGUUGGGUGACAUGGAGAUCAAAUAACUGCUACUGAAACAACUUUCUAAAAUGAACUAUAUCCUGUUACCAUUCUUUGAUGAGAGAACUGUGGAAAUCCACACCCGCUAUAGAAGGUCGUGUUCAGGAUAUCCAAAACUGCACCUCUCAACAGAAUUUCAGCAGGUCCUAUUGGAUUUUAAUGGUGCUAUGCUGUGCAUGAAAUUUUUAAAAUGUAGUUCAAAGUACUUCCAAGUUUGUGUUUGUGUUUUGCCUAUAGAAAUAUGUGAGGAAAGGAUUCGGGUUGGGGGGAGAGUAAUCUGCAGCUUUCAUUCACUUUGGUCUUAUGAGGGUGUUCUUAAUCUAUAUGUAUGUGUCCCUGCAGGAGGCCCAAACUUAGCAAUGUUCCAAGUUAAUAGACUGUCACAGGAGUAAAUCAGUCUCUAGGUGGGUUUAAGAAGGCUCAAAGUAUGAGGGCAGCAGUAGGGCCAUGUUAAAUCCUUGGCUGUUCCUUGGUUGAUGCUGCUGCUGCCUUGCUUGUGACUUGAUUUUAAUACUUUGGACAAUGUUUAGCAUCUCCCUCUAUACUUAUGCGCUUGGCACUUUUGUUGGGGUGAGAGAAAAAUAUGUCUGAGAGCGGCUAUGAAAUUCAGUGGUUGUUUUGUUCGAAGGCCAUUGACAGGCGCCUGGAAUAGUGCUCACAAUUGCUUUCUUUGUUGCUUGAUGCUCUGAAGGAUUAUUCUGUUCUAAAGAGAAGCAAGAGGUCGCUCUCAAAUACCAAUUUUGACACAAAGACCUGCCGUUUGCUGUUCUUUCUCAGCUUUGUGCUGGGGAAAAAACACACGCAUACACACACAAUUCCUUUUCCCGCCUUACUUUCUCAGUUUAACUGUCGAAUUGUAAUUACUUGGACAUCCAACUAUUUUUUGGUAGCAGUCCAGCUGCCUUUCCUCUCUUCAUCAAGCUCCCAUGGAAUAUGUCCUUCCUUCCUUUCUUCCUUCCUUUCUUUCUUUCUUUCUUCAUUUUGUCAAGCAACACACUGCCAUUUCUUCAUCUCUUUCUCUUACAGUGACUUCUUUGUGCACUCUCUCUCUCUCUCACACACACACACAAAAUCAAUGGCAUAAUUUGGUCAAGAGUAUAUACCUAUAUUGAGGGACGUGGGUGGCGCUGUGGGUUAAACCAAAGAGCCUAGGACUUGCUGAUCAGAAGGUCAGCGGUUUGAAUCCCCGCGAUGGGGUGAGCUCCCGUUGCUCGGUCCCUGCUCCAGCCAACUAGCAGUUCGAAAACAUGUCAAAGUGCAAGUAGAUAAAUAGGUACCACUCUGGCGGGAAGGUAAAUGGCAUUUUUGUGCGCUGCUCUGGUUCGCCAGAAGCGGUUUAGUCAUGCUGGCCACAUGACCCGGAUGCUGUACACCGGCUCCCUCAGCCAAUAAAGCGAGAUGAGCGCCGCAACCCCAGAGUCGGUCACAACUGGACCUAAUGGUCAGGGGUCCCUUUACCUUUAUAUACCUAUAACUGUAUUCCAAAGCUGAGCCUGAGACCCAACCCUGAGAAACGUUUUUAACAACAGAAAGCAAUGGGACUUUCAAACAUGUCCACAAUAUCUUUCUUUCAUUACCAGACAUCCAUCACUUACUCUCUAGACACAUGAGAUUAGAGAGCAGAUCUUUCAGAGCUUUUACUUCCAAGCCCAUUUGAACACUUCUGCCUUUGGAAACUAAGCACUGACAGUGGCUGUAGAGCAAAGCUGAUAUCUUAAUAAUGUCUGUUUCAGUCCUGCCUGUCAGUUGUUUACCAAUGUCCCUCUGACGAUGAACAUAUGAAGCUGCCCUUGAUGGAGCCAGCCCAGCAGUUUUGACCACUUUGAAUGGCAGCAACGCUCCAAGGCUUGGGGCAUAGGGACUUUCUUUGCCCUCUGCCAGGGGUCCCUGUACCACCAAAGGAUAUCUCUGGGACCAGAUACAUGCAAAACAUGCACUCUACCAUUGACCUAUGGUCCCUCCAAUAUAUCAGGCUAUUAUUCCCACUGGGCAAUGGCUUAGCUAAUGUAUGAGAGAAUGAAAAAAUAAUGGGGAAAUGCCCAGCAACUAACUUUCAAAAAGUUAGAAAUAAAGGUAAGAUGGGAAACAUAUAGAAUGCAGGAAUGCACAAAGGCAAAACUACAUUUCGGGGUUGGCAUCUAGAGCCAAAAUUGCAUAUAGUCAAAACACACUGGGUUCAGUGGUGAGUGGGAUUGCCGAAGUCCUUUUUCCCAGACUCCCACUCCCUCCCUCUUUUUCUUUCUUUCUUUCUUUCUUUCUUUCUUUCUUUCUUUCUUUCUUUCUUUCUUUCUUUUUGCUAAGCAUGCAAAGCAGAAUGCACACAAGUUAACUGCACAUAAGUCGUGGGGUUGCUUUUUUAAAAAACAAAACAAAAACUCUAGCGCUUAUAUAUAGCCUUCUCAUAUAAAUGUUCAACGUGUUUUUGACAACUGAAGCAAUGAUCCAUGCCAGGAAUCAAUAUAACCUGUUUCUUCUUUUAGCUAAAAUAAGGUUUCCAUAGUGAGCAAAACAAGGUGUUCAAGCCUUUCUGUGCGUAGUUGGGACCAAAGGAAAACAGCAACUCAUCUGCCGUCAGCCAUUCUUAUCUUAGCCCAGAGGUUAGGCAAUUCUAAGGAAAAGGAAAGAAGAGAACUAAUUUAUAUAGCUCCUGAAUGACAGGCAAACGGAAAGCCAACCCCCGGGAUAGAGGAGUUAUUAUUUGACUCCCCCCCGCCCCCAUCCCUAGUAGCAGGCUCAGGUUUUUUUAGUAGUAACUGAUGAAUCUCCCUAUUUAUGGCCCCUGUUAGUUUUUGUAUGUGUCCUUUCUGUGAAUAGGAUGGGUCUUUGGCUUCAUCCAGCAUGGCUCUUCUUAUGUUAUUGUGCACACAUUGUAUGCUGUAGUCUAAACCACUGAGCCUCUUGGGCUUGCCGAUUAGAAGGUUGGAGGUUCGAAUCCCUAUGAUGGUGUGAGCUCCCAUUGCUCUGUCCCAGCUCCUGCCAACCUAGCAGUUCAAAAGCAUGCUAGUGCAAGUAGAUAAAUAGGUACUGUUGCAGUGGGAAGGUAAACAGUGUUUCAGUGCGCUCUGGUUUCCAUCAUGGUGUUCUGUUGCGCCAGAAGCGGUUUAGUCAUGCUGGCCACAUGACCCGGAAAGCUGUCUGUGGACAAACGCCGGCUCCCUCAGCCUUUGACUGGGCUUAACCAUCCAGGGGUCCUUUACCUUUACCUUUUACCUUUAGUCAUUGUAUACAUUGAUAGGAUAGUGUAGAUUCAGAAACUUCAUGCUUCUUCAUCAGGUGCUAUUGGGAAGGAGAGAUAUAUAGAACAUGAGGAGAAACACAUUGUCAUGGAAUUGUAAAGUGGCAUCUCGUGUCAUAAAUGUAAGCCAAGUGUGCCAAUUCAGGAGGGGAAGCUAUAAAAGCUGGGCAGGCAUACCCAGUGAUGUUUCAAGGUCACUUAUGUGAAAAUUCACAUAUGCUUGCACACUUAAGAGAGCAAAAAUUAUUAAAUUUUGAGAAAUGGUGGCAGAUGAUGACCUGCAUCAGAAGUGGUUAACCAGUUCCAGUGGAAGAACAGUCAAAAGAGAGAGGUAGUAUUGUAAUAACCUGCAGUUUUAUAAUAGUAUAUAUUUAAAGAAGAUGAAUAAAUGAGCAAAUUAAGUUAAUUUGAAUGUGCAGAAAAUAUUAAAAAUAAGUUUAAGGAACCACAGAAAGAUGGGGAAGCAAGUCAAGUUUUGAAACGUUAAAAUGAUUAUAAAAUUAUUUAAAUGUAUACAUUUAAAAAUCAUAAAUAAAAUAUUUUUAAGAGAGGGGGGUACAAUUAGGCUAGUGAAGAGCUAAUCAAGGGGAGACAUGAUAGCAGUGUGCAUUCUGAAAGGCUGUCAUACAGAAACUGGAGCAGACUUUUUCUCUGUUACUCCAGAAGUCAGAAGUAUUAGGUAUGAGUUGCAAGGAGGGAUAUUUUAGCUAGACAUUAGGAGGAACGUCUUAAUGAUAAAAAGCAGUUUGAUGGUGUAGGUGGUGGGCUGUCCUUGGCUGGAGCUACUCUAGCAGAAGCUGGUCAGCCAUCUGCACAAAUGCUGUAGAUGCAUCCUGAUUGAGCAGGCAGAUUAAAUGACCUCUCAAACGUCUCCUAUGUUUGUAGUCCAACCAUAGGAUACAUACAUAUUUAUAUAAAGUGUGACCACUUUAUAUAAGAGAGACCAUUUGGUGGAAUGGUUAGAGUGCUGGACCAAGAACCCUGGGAGACCAGGGUUCAAAUCCCCACUCAGCCAUGAAGCUCGCUGGAAGACCUUGGGCCUGUCUCUUAUUCUCAGCCUAAGCUAACUCACAGGGUUGUUGUGAGAAUGGAAUUGGGAGUAAGAGGGACCAUGUACUCCUCACUGAGCUCCUUGGAAGAAAGGGAAGGGUAUAAAUGUAAUAAAUAAGUGUGAAGAGCAUCUUUGCUGGUUCAAGCUGAAGAUCUAUCUAGCCCAGUGCUCUAACUGUGGUCAGUAAGAUGUCUCUGAGCACUUAAAAGGAGAGCAUGUUUGUGAUAACAACUCCCUGUUUUAUUACCCCCAGUGUCUGGUAUUUAGCAGUAUAAUAACUCUGUACAUGGGGCUUACUUUUGGGUAAGGGGUGGAAAACCUGUGACACUCCAGGUGUGGUUGGAUUCUCACCAGCCCCAGACCACAGGGAUGCUGGGAACUGUAGUUCACCAGCAUCUAGAUUGCUACCAGUUCCCCACCCCCCAGUUUAGCUAUUCCGGCCAAUAGCCAAUGAGAUAUAUCCUACCUGCAUUGUCUAAUCCUUUGUGGGGUUGGGGAAAAUCUAAUGGCCACGGAAAUCAUGGAGGUGAAUUCCGUAAGUUGUGAAUUGUGUGUGAAGAAAAUGUCUUAAUUUAUUAAAUUUAUAUCCCAUCUUUCCUCCCUAAGGAGGGUAGGUCAGCUAAUGCUUCAGAAGAUGCAGGGGAGCCAAUGCUAUUUCUAGGCAGAGAACUAUGAUACAGGCACUGCCUUUUCCCCUUGCCAGCAGAAUAGAAGUGAUAAACAUCAGCAGCGGAAGUAGUGGAAUAUCACAUUGCAGUUCCUUUUCCAAAAUAGGACCAUAGGAAAAGGGGCACUGGGGAAAUAAUGCUUUAUAGAGGGAGGAGUAUGUCAGAGGGCCCAGCAGUUCUUCCUGUUACAUCUUAGUGACACUCCCUAUUUGCAACUCUCUUCUCAACAAAAUGGCAAUCUCUUUGGUUGGUCCCCAUCCAAAUGAAGGUCACUCAAAGAGCAUGCCAGUAUUAGAUGUUGCCUUCCUUUAAACAAGAGCAGCUAUUGAAUUUGACAAGUUGAAUUUGACAGACAGUAAAAUAUAGGCACUGUAAAAGACAUUAACAUGCUCCCUGACAGGCUGACAACCUAAUGAGUUGUUUAUUGUGUCCCUGGAGCAAUUAAAGGAAUAGUAAAUGAGGCUGUUUCUCCAAGCAACUGGGAAAUCUGCAGAUAGAAAAAAAAAACCAUCUUGUGGAGAACACAUACACAUCAGAUAAUUACCCAUUUUUUAAAAAAGCACACAGGAAAGCAUAAAGUUUGAAGCAUACAUUUGUAGUAUAAAGAUAACACCACUCUUUGUUAGAGCCAUAGUUAAUUGCUCCCAAUAUUGUUGCCCCCUUCAUGAGCUAUGAAUCCGAGGUCAUUCAAAAUAAAUAAAUCAGUGAUGCACACAACAAAAUUCAUUCCACCUUUUGCCGUAUUAAAGACUGCUUCCUUAAAGGUUCCGUAACAUUUUUUUAAAGCAACAACUUUAUAUUCCUGCCACCUGAGAUUCAACAGCAGAGGCAGCAACACAGCCCUGUUCUUGGCUAGCUAACCACCAUUUCCUCGACCCCCAAAUGAUGCCAAUUCUGUCUUUUUCCAGUGCAUUUUCUUUUGUGUGAAGAGAACAUGGCUGCCACCAUAUCUCUGUGGUGGCUGCUAUAUUUUUACCCCCAAAUAUACCCUAGAAUGACCCUGCAUUCAAGUCAUUUGUGAGUCAAAAUGCUUAGAGCAGACUUGUAUUGUGACCUGUAUGCCAUGCCAUGUGGCAGCAAUAUCAUUUUAAAAAGCAAAUAAUUAAAUAUGUUUGAAGAAACUACCACAGCCAUUAGGGCUGGCCCACCCAUGAGACAAGGUGAGGUGACUGCCUCAGGCAGCAGGAUCCACAGGGACUGCAUAUCCCAGUGUCCAUAUUUCUCCGCUGCUUCCCUCACCCCUUCUUUCCUGGUGUGGAGGGAGGUGUCAUUUGGAUUCUGUCUCAGGUGCCAAAUUGUUUUGGGUGGUAAACGCCCUACUGCAUUAGGAUGCUGCAACUAAGCGUGUUUGCACAGAGAUGUGUUCCCUCCAAAUACCUGUGUGUGUGUGUGUGUGUGUGUGUGUGCAUAUGUGUGUCUUUUAUGUGUGUCUUUUACCAUGUUAAAGUCUACAGAUCUGGCAUUUUAUCUUAUCUUUAUGACAGCAAGCAUUGUCGUAAUGCUUGUCCCAGAGUCUGUGAAUGACAUUUCUGUAUUCACUUUAAGCAAGAGGGUAUGCUUGAGGAUAUGUAUUAAUGAAACAGAAUUAUGCUCCUUAAGGUGAAGCAGCUAUUGAUGAGACACAUUUGUAAACUGUGGCCCCAGUUCAAAAAUAUCCUUGCACAGCAGUGGGCUACAUGCCUACAGAAGUGUUUUAAGGGCGGGGGGGAGAAGGGAAGAGAGUGUUGACAUCAAGCUAUGCUUCUGGGUAAAAACAACAACAACAACUCCCAGUGACAAUUGGCCUGGGAGUUCUACCUUGUAUUAUUCUUCAGUUAGGAUCAUAGCUGCAUUGCAGAGGUAGAAGCCUGUUUCAGAUUGAGGGCUAGAUUCCCAUCUGGGGCAACCUUCUAGUGAUCAGUGGCGAGUGCGUCUCCAUGCUGCCUGGGGCUGGUAUGUUUGUGUGCACUCCCGCAUGCGCCAGGGAUGGGGUGAAGCAAGAUGAGGGACAGAGGACAAUCAGAGCUCACCGCGCCCGUCCAGCCCCUGCUGCCACUGGAGCAACACCCCAAGCAUCUUGAUUGUUCUGCCCUCCUCAUGCCACCCUUCCUGGAUCCAAGUCCUCACAAGGCUCACAGGAGGCUGGGAUUGAAGGGAGCAUGGUCACCACAUACCUAUACCGCCCUCCCCAAGUGACCUUGCAAGGCUCGGAUCCGAAGAGGGUGGCACAAGAAGGGUGCAACAACCACAUACCCCUCACCAACAAAGGCAAGGCUGGUAUUGAAGGAUGCAUGGCUGCUGGGUCACCACGCCGCCACCACUCCCAACAGCCUUGCAAUCUGGGGAGGGUGGUGCCACCUGCCUGUGCGGGGGGGGGGGAGCCCAGUCAGUUGACAGCACUGAGGGGGUGCAAAGCAGGUGCCCCCAUGCUGGCACCCCUAGCAUGGCCAAGCCUGGUGCUCCCCUCUGUGAGCAUUGGUUCCUCUGACACCGGGAGAGGAGUGCUGGUCUGCGCCACACUGUGGGUGCCUGCGGGGGGGGGGCUGCUUCACGCCCCCUCAAAAAUCCGCUUCCAGGGCCAUGGCUCCUCUGGCACCUCCCACGCUAUGCCACUGCUGGUGACCACAUGUAGGGAUGAAUUAAUCUGUCAAUUUCGGUUCUCUGAGUUUCUCAUUUGUCCAAUCUUAAAUUUAGUUCUUCAGAUUCCAGCAGAGAUUUGCAAAACAUUUUAAAUUCUUGUGAAAAUUUGGCAGCGUAUGAAAUUUCUCCUAAAAAGCACAUUUUUUUUUGUAUGCUGUAUUGUUCGAACCUUUGGGAGAAAACUUCUCUAAUAUAAUUUCACUAAAAUGUGCACAUUUCACCCCAAUAGAUGCAUUUUUUGUGCAUAUUCUUUGGCUGCUUUGCAAAAUUUGGAGAAGUGUGAGUUUCAAAGGAUUGUUGUGUUUCGGUUCAUGCAUUGGUUUAAGAAGUGCAAAUUAGGCAAUUUCUCAUUAGCAUGCAAACAAAAUUGUAUUUCUCCUCGGUCGCUAGCCACAUGUAUGGGGUGGGUGGAGCUGGAGGCAAAAGCAGGCAAAGCAACAUGUUAAUACACACGGCUACAUGCCUCUUCAUCCAGGUAACCAAGUGGCAUUCUCAAAGACACACCCCAGCCAGGCAGAAACUCAGUGAGGGUGUACACACAUUGUUAUGCAAUGACAGUAUCUAACAGCUGCAAACUAUCCUCAGCUGAGACUGAGUUAGAUUUCUUUUACCUAAAUGCCAUAAUGCAGCCAAGCUGGUGUCCCCCAGAUGUUUUGGACUACAGUAGCCAUCAGUUGUGGUAUCUGGAGCUGAUGGGAGUUGUAGUCCAAAGCAACACUUGGAGGGCCCCAGGUGGGCAAAUACCAUCCUUAUGGGAAAAGACUUGCCAUACAUUGCUACAUAUGGAAGACUCUGGGAGAAUCAUUGUAGCAGUGGGAACAUUUAUAGUGAUAUGGGUCAGGCGUAUAAACUGCUGUGGUGCUUCACUUUCAUUAAAGCUCAUGAAUAAGAUAUUCUGAACGAGGCUAUGGGACCAGUUACACACUGAGUUUUUUCUGUGUUCCCAAACAAUUCACAGCCCUGCAAUUCACAAACCAGAACUUUAGUGCUUCUGAGCUGUAUCAUAGAUUUGCUAUUCAGGGCUAUUCAGAGUUCCUGAGUGACUUCAUAGUUAGGCUAUUAGGCAAUUUUAGCUAUUCAAUAUUCUUGAACUACAUUCGUGGAAUUCAACUAUUAUGAGUCAUUUCUUUGUGUGCAUUAGAACAUCCUGCACUGCCUUGGGAACCCUUAUAUAAAGCAGAGGCAUGGAAUAUUAUCUAGUUGGGUUUAAAGUCUUCUUCACUUUUCUUUUUGUGAGACUUUUCCUGCAGGACUCAGUGUUCGAUUAUUGGACCAAAAAUAGUGAUGGUGGGGUGCUAGAGAUGUUUGGAGGUAUUCGGUAUUUGUGAAUUCAGAUACAAACUGACUUGAUUCACACCCAGCAGACAAAUGUGUAGAUUAGAACACAGCUGCCUUUUGGAUUUGCACUUCUCUUAAUUUUGCAGUUCUCAGCUUAAAAAAACCCAAAAAACCUGCCCCCAAAUGCAUUUUGAAAAUGCAUAUAUUGAGAUAAGAUUUGUCUAGAAAUGGAUGUAUGUUUUGAGAUAAAAUCCAUUUAGAAAUGUGCGUUUUGUGGGAAAAUUCAUUCAAAAAGAUGCAUGUAAAUGUGGGUUUUGAUAUACAUUUGAGGGCAGGUUUUUAAUUUUUUUUUUACAGAUUAAUGCAGAAGUACGUCAGAAACUGGACUUACAAUUGCACAAGUGGCAUGGACUGGAAAUAUUCAGCCCUAGAGGAAAUGUUUAUUUUUUGGAAUCAUAUUUAGUAUUGUUUCCCCUACUUGUUGUUGCUUUGCUGCCUAUUUGAUCAUUGGAUUAUAUAACUACAUUAUGUAACCACAUGGAUUUGGCUUCAUUAUGGCAUCACUGAGUGCAAGUGAUGUCAAUGGUGCCACUUCAGAAAGUAAGUAAGGAAGAAAGUAAAUGUACAGGUGGUCAAUUUUGGAUGAUUCAUUCAGAAUGAUUUUAUUUCUUUAAAUGUUCAUAGUGGGUGAAUAUUUUUUAUAUAUAUUUCUCCUCAUUUCACACAUUAUUCUGUGACUAAAACCCACCUACUGAGAGAGGGAUAUAUAUAUAUAUAUGCGCCACAUUUGAAGCAAGUAACUUGCCAUAGGUUGUGUGAUAUUAAGUUAGUGUUGAAUGUGAUAAGCAGUAACUGCAUCUUGGUCUUAGGUGAAGCGAUUACCAUGGGGGCAUGUAUCCAUAGAAAGUCCACUUUCCUGCCAGCAGCAUGUAUGCAAUAUUACUUUCCAUCAAGUGGGAUUUUUCAACAUACAGUUAGAUAUGACUCAAAGGGGUCAGGGAAAUUCCAAAUGAGAAAUAGUUUUUUUGUUAAUCCCAAGUACCCCAAAGUCUUCAACUGCAUUACAAUUAGUUCCUUGGGAUCGAUAGGAAUCUCAUAUUUUGUCUGGAAUCAGGACACCCUGGUUUUUAAUUUUGUUUACUGAGUUAUAAUUUAUCUUGAGAUUGACAUUCAUGCUGCAUGCUCUGUGCUCCAAACUGAUAUGAAAAGCAAUAUUAACUGAGUAGUUGUUUAAAAGGGGCAGUUGCCUGGAAACUGUGUGUGCAUGAGAGUGUGUGUGUGUAUGAGAGAGAUUUGGAUACAAUGCUAAACUCUGGUUUCAUGGUAACUGAAGGAGUCUGCAUGAACCUUGUGCUCCCAAGCUCCUCUCUCGAGACUCUUCCUCUAGUGUAGCCAUGAGGAAGAUUUCAUUUGCUCCCACAUUUGAACUAACCAGAGUUCCCCAUUACAUUAAAAAUACACACAUGUAAGGACAUGAGAAGAGCCUUUGCUGGAUCACCCCAAGGCCUAUCUAGUCCAACAUACAGCGGCCAAGCAGUUGCCUAUCAGAAACCUUCAAGAAGGAACUGAGCACUACAGUACUCUUCCUACUUAUGUAUUCCAGCAACUGAUGUUCAGAGACAUACUGCAGUCAUUAGGAGACAUUGAUAGCAUUAUUCCCAAAGCAGCCAAGCCAUGGUCCAUCAACAGAGAAAGUUGAGCAGACGCAUAGAAUCUCUGCCUUGCUUCCCUUUUAUCCUUCCCACUCUUGAUUGCUGCACCUGACAUUUGCUCCACUUGAGCAGCUGUGCCUCUCAACUAGAUUAAGCAAAUGAUCCCUGAGCCUAAUCUAGCUGCAUGACCAUAGCUUUCUCCCAGACCUAAUGAGCCCCAUGAUCUCCACCUGGUCCACUAGUAAGCUGGGCUGUGUUCUCUUGCCUGCCUCAGUCUCCUGGAGUGCACUUUCUGCUGUUCCCAACUCCUCAAGAGCCUGCUGUGUCUGGUUCUGUUGUUGUGUCCAUCUCCCCUGGCUUCCCUGAACUGCUGGCUGCCUCACGACGUCCUCUGGUGACUCGUGAGUAUCUCUCAAGUUCCCAAACUCUCCUUCCCCAUCUUCAGCUUGUGCCAGUGUGUACUAAUCAUGCCUACAUCCAUCACCAGGAUCCUCUUCCCCUUCCGUGGUGAUGCCUAAAUCUAAUAACAUCUAGAGGCCACAGGUUUCCCUCUCUUGGUUUAAACUAAACAUGAUUCCCCAAGUCCAGACAUAACUGCUAGCUAUUUUUAACUAGAAACUAGAAACCAAUGCUUCUAGUCACUUCCUCACAGCUGCUCUAGUGAAGGGGAGGGGAAGAGUUGGGAGCCUGAGCUCAUGCGAUUCAUUCACAUAAUGCUAAACCAUAGGUGAAGGUAAAGGGGCCCCUGACUGUUAGGUCCGGUUGCGGACGACUCUGGGGUUGUGGUGCUCAUCUCACUUUAUUGGCUGAGGGAGCCGGCAUACAGCUUCCAGGUCAUGUGGCCAGCAUGACUAAGCCGCUUCUGGCGAACCAGAGCAACGCACAUAAACGCUGUUUACCUUCCCGCCAGAGCGGUACUUAUUUAUCUACUUGCACUUUGAUGUGCUUUCGAACUGCUAGGUUGGCAGGAGCAGGGACCGAGUAAUGGGAGCUCACCCCAUCAUGGGGAUUUGAACCGCCAACCUUCUGAUUGGCAAGCCCUAGGCUUUGUGGUUUAACCCACAGCGCCACCCGCGUCCCUUAACCAUAGCUUAGUCCUACAUCCAACCCAGCCCAGAGAGUGGAAGUGAGCAAGUGAGUGAGGCAUUAGCAACUUUCAAGUUUUUUUUCCAGAUUGUCAUAAAAUAUAAGAUUCUUUAUUGCUGGGAAACCAGAAGAUGUAGUUCUAUGAUAAUUUUGGGGUGGGAGUUCCUUUAUGCCAUCAGCUUCUAUCAAACAGUAAUUGUAACUGUGAUGAUAUGAUUCAGUUGUGUGAAAUGUCUACCCUGGAUCAGCCAUCAUGGAUCUAAUAAUAAUAAUAAAAUUUAUUAUUUAUACCCCGCCCAUCUGGCUGGGUUUCCCCAGGCACUCUCGGCGGCUCCCAACAGAAUAUUAAAUACACGAUAAAACAUCAAACAUUAAAAACUUCCCUAAACAGGGCUGCCUUCAGAUGUCUUCUGCAAGUCAGAUUCUUAUUUAUUUCCUUGAUAUCUGGAGGGAGGGCGUUCCACAGGGUGGGCGCCACUACCAAGAAGGCCCUCUGCCUGGUUCCCUGUAACCUCACUUCUCACACCCAUCAGAGUAGGCAGGUUUCUCAGAAUGCUUAACCCUUGACUUGUUGAGUGGAUUCUGUGAAGUAGCACUGUGAAAACAAGAGUGCAAUUUUACACAUGCCGGCUUAGAAGUAUGUUCCAUUGAGUUCAAUCACAUACUCCCAGGUAGGAUUGCAGCCUAUAGCGUUUUAAAUAUGAGGUUUUGUUUUUUAAAAAAUACAUUUCUAGAUUCUAUGGCUCGGCACAUAAAACAGAAAGCAAAGCAGCAAUGUGGCUUCUACAAUCCUGGUUAUGAAAGCUGUAAACAAAUAAGGAAAACGAGUGCUGUUGUAAACAAAUACCGCUUGUGUGCUUCCCAUAGGUAUCUGGUUGGCUGCAGUGGGAAUAGGAUGCUGGACUAGAUGGGUCACUGGCCUGGUCCAAGAGGCAUUUAUUAGGCUCUGGUUUUUAAAUAGCCAGUGUGCAUUAAGUAGAUACACAGGGAGGCCAUUUUAAACUGGAAACAUAGGAAGUUACCUUGUCAGACUUCUUGUCUAUCUGCCCAAGUUAUGCCUAAUCUGGUCGUGGCUCUCCAAAGUCACAGGCAGAGGUCUUUUGCAUCACAUGAGCCUCUUUCGGUGGAGGUGCCCAGGACUGUAUCUGGGAUCUUCUUCACACAAAGCAUUGCCACUCACCACCCCACACUUAAGUGGAGCAACUUCCCUCCCUCCCAAAAAAGCAGACCCCACCACUCCAAAGAAAGGAAUAAAGAAUAUCAACAAGUUUAUAACCUUGCAACUUGGGGGUGGGAAUUCCACCCCCCCAAUAUAAGAGAAAAUGAAAGAGACGUGUUUUGCAUACAUCCUUCUUUUUUAGUGGUGCAGCAAUAAAACUGCUAGGACAUUUGCAAAGCUAAGCAGGGUCUGGUUUCAUAUUGGAUGGGGCACUACAUUCCUGCAUUGCACAGGGUUGGACUAGAUGACCCUCGGGGUUCCUUCACAAUAACUUUUUAGGGUAGGGUGCUUUUAUUCCUAGUUUAGAGUGUUUGUGUAUUAGAUCGUGUGAUAGUAUUUUUUAAAAAUGAACUGUUGUUCUUAGCUGCCAUUCCCAUUGGAAGAGAUUUGCACAACAGUUUGCUUUGCUGCCCAUUAAAAAAUGGGAUGCAUCCCUUGGAAAACUAGGUUAUUUUUUGGUCCACAGCAGAGUCUGCUGCCCCAUGUUGAAUUAAGCCACACAGAUUCAAGGAGCAUGGGGGCUGCGAAGAUGGGACACACAGCCACUGUGUAAAUGUCUCCUUACUGCCAAAAUAUAAAUGUCUGAUUCAAUAUGUAGAAAAUGCAUGCUAUCACAAGUCUUUGUAGUGUACACAUAAAAAAAGAGAGAGCAACAUUUGAAGUGGCUUGGCUGUUUUUCGUUUCAAGUGUGUGAAGUAGGAAUUGAGAUGGUUAAAGGCAGGGAUCUUGAUGUCAACAUUUUGUUGAUGCUUUAAAUGUUAUGAAGGCGCACAGUACGGGUCUGAAACAUGUGUUGACUAAAACAUGUAUUAAAACGAAUAGGAUAUGAAUUUUGCUGAGAUCUUCUGAAUCAUCAUUGCAUUGUAUACUGCUAGCCGCCAGAGGGCACCAGAGUAUCAGUAGUGUUGCACCGAAGUCCUAUUUCCUGCUGAGAGUAAGUCAAGAGGGGAUUUAAUUCACUGAAAUAUACAUUCUGUUUUAUAACAUUGCUUCGGUUAUUCCACUGCAGGAGAGUUAUCACCACGGUGGUGCACCAGAGGAUAUUUCUCUCACUUACUGUCUGCCGCUCCUAUGAGCUCAGUGGCAAGGACAUAUUUCCUGUUAAACCCUGUAAGGCCAUAAGGGCUGGAACAUGGUGAUUCUAGAGCUGUGGUGAAAUUGUGACAGACAAGUUAAUUUCUUUGAAAAAGCUAAAGAGAACUCUUUGAGUUUUUCAGUCUAAAGCUGCACCAAUACUUUUGGGUAACUGCCAGCAGUCCAGUGACCUGGCAGGGUCCAACUGCAUGGAAACUGGCCUUGGUCCCCUCAUAUUGAGCAGGUGGGUCUAGGAGCUGCCAUUUUCUUUUGUCAUGAGGCUCUGGGAAAUUUAGAUGGUGGCUCCCAUCUGGUGCUUGCUUAGAGAGUGCUGCCCCAGAAGCCCCUGGGCAAAUGUUAUAAACAGAUUAGCUAAAAGCAGUGUGUGUUUAGGGACACCCAAUUUCCAUUGACCUUGGUGCAAUUUAUUGUUUGGAUAAAAUCUUCUUCUCCUCCUGUUCCUCCUCCUCCUCCUCCUUCUCCUCCUCCUCCAAAUCAUAGAAUUGUAGAGUUGGAAAGCAACCCUGAGGAUCAUCUUUUCCAGGGUUGCACAACCUGCGGCCCUCCAGAUGUUGUUGGACUACACCUCCGAUCAUCCCUGAUCACUGGCUAUACUGGCUGGGGCUGAUGGGAGUUGUAGUCCAGAAAAUCUGGAGGGCCGCAGGUUGUGCACCCCUGAUCUAGUCCAACCUCCUGCAAUGCAGGAAUAUGCAACUGUGUGGGGAUCAAACCUGUAACCUGCUUCUGUUUCUGCUUCGGGCAUUGAAUCCCACAAAAUUGCUUGUGCAUGCUGUCUUUUUUAAUAAUCUUAAAGGAAUAGUCUAGAGAUCCUGUUAUGUGGUUGUAUGUAUAUGUAUGACAUGCUCUAACACAUGCACAUUUACAGGAUUUUGAGUAGGCAAACAAUAUAAAGCAAGGUCACAGCUUUUGUCAGAGGGCAAGUGUAGGCAGGACUGGAGCCUGACUAUGGUGUUCAGCAACAUAGCUGGUCCCAUUCAGCAUCCUCCAGGAACAUCAGUGACACACUAAGAGCCCCUGCAGACUGGAUUUUUCUGCAACAGGUAGUUGAUGCAAUAAUAGUGCAUUAGUGAGAGCCAGUGUGGUGUAGUGGUUAAGAGCGGUGGAUUUGUAAUCUGGGGAACCGGGUUCGCGUCUCCGCUCCUCCACAUGCAGCUGCUGGGUGACCUUGGGCCAGUCACACUUCUCUGAAGUCUCUCAGCCCCACUCACCUCACAGAGUGUUUGUUGUGGGGGAGGAAGGGAAAGGAGAAUGUUGGCCACUUUGAGACUCCUUAAAGGGAGUGAAAGGCGGGAUAUCAAAUCCAAACUCCUCUUCUUCUAGUGAUGGUUUUAUGAUGGACCAUCCACAACUUAAUUCUGCUUUGUAAGUUGUUCUGGGAUGCUUCCCCAAUGUUACAGCAAUAUUGCCACCGGGAGGGUCACUCUUGCUCUGCAGCAUAACACAAGUGAGACAAAAAGCAAUCCAGGACAUUUGCGAUGUACAAAGUUACAAGUUUUGAGCAGAGAGCUAGGGCACGUGCACUGAUUGGAAACAAAGCAGCAUGUCCCCCUUGAAACUUGGGCAGCCUCAAAUAUUAUUCAAAAGUAGGAUUGUGGAUAGCCUCCCCAAUAACAUCACGAGCUCGAAUAAUCAUGAAUGCAAAAUAAAAGGGAUGUCUGAAUGGACCCUAUCACUGCAGUGCUAUGCAUGUCUACUCUGGAGUAAGUCCAAUGGGGCUCACUUCCAGGCGAGCGAGUAUAGUAUUGUAGCCUGAGGCUGACAUUGCAACAUGUUUAAGCAUGUCCAUCUUUCUUCAGAAUGGGUAGUAGGGCUUGAUUACCCAGCAACAGACAGACAUUAUUAUUGUUUGUUAGACUGCAUUUUAUUAAAUAUUCCAGCUCAUUCAGGAUUCUCUAGCCCUCCUUUCAGAAGCACUACAAGCAUGCCUCAGAGGUUAAUGACAGGAAAUUAUUGUCAUUACAUUGGCCCUUCAGAGACACCACUGCAUUAUGUUCAGCGUAUGAAAAAAUGUGCUAAGGUGAUUGCAGAAAGAUGGGUGGUUCUUUGUUUUUUUAUUAGUCGUAGAGUUGGUCAGGGAGGGGGAAUUGUCAUAGUUUAUAGAGACUUCAUCUCUCUUUCCAGGCUCUCUAUCUAGAUGUGUAAGGGUCCAGAGUGUCCAUUCCUGGCAUUGGGUAAUUGGUACAGAUUGGGGAUUCUGCUAGUUUACCGCCUGACUUGCUGCCCAGCUGUCUCCCUGCUUGAGCUGACACAGCUGGUUUCAGUGGUGGUGUUGAGGACUUCCAGACUGCUGGUGUUGGCGGACUUCAACAUCCAUGUUGAAAUGGUUAGCUCUGGGGUGGCUCAGGACUUCAUGAGGACCCUGGGGUUUUCCCAACAUGCCAUUGACCCAAUUUACGUGGCAGGUCACACCUUGUUUUCUCAGCUGGGCAGAAGGUGACCUGAAAGUGGAGGAUACUGACAAGUCCUUUGUCAGGGUCAAAUCACUUCCUGGUGAAAUUUAAGGUUUCAGCACCUUUCUCCCUCUGCAGAAGCAGAGGACCUAUGAGGAUGAUCCCGCCCUUAGAGGCGCUGAUGGAUCUAAUUGUUUUGCAAACAGCCCUUGGGGAUUUCCCGGCGGAUAUGACAUGCUCUGGUAACCUCUAGGUUAGAUUACUGCAAUGGGGCUGCCCUUGAAGAUGGUUUGGAAACUUUAGCUGAUGCAGCAAAGUUGCCCACUAGGGCAGGGUGAUUUGAGCAUAUUAAACUGAUCUUUGCCUGACUGUACUGACUACCACUUAGUUUCCAGGCCCAAUUCAACAUGCUGGUUUUGACCACCUCUCCCCAUAUGAUCUGAACCCUGCAAUCAUCAUCUAUGUGCCCCCUCCAUGAGAAGUCCAGAAGGUGGCAACAUGGGAACAGGGCUUUUCUGCCACCCAUAAUUUGAGAGCUAUCCCCAGGGAGGCUUGCCUGGUGCCUUCAUUACAUACCUUUAGGUGCCAGACAAAAACGUUUCUCUAUAACUAGGGCUUUGGCUGAUUAAACAUUCUAUGGCUUUUAAAAUAUUUUUUUGUGGGAGGGAGGUUAUUGAGGUGUUUUUGUGUGUUUUUUUAGUAUUUUAUAUUCUAAUUUUGUAUUUUGAUGUUGUGAUGUGAUCUUCGGAUAAAGGGCAGUAUACAAAUAAUAAUAAUAAUAAUAAUAAUAAUAAUAAUAAUAAUAAAAAAUAAUGGUGGGUGAAAGAAGCAACAUGCAAAGAGAAUACAAAGGAACAAACACCAGGCCCACUGCUUCCUUCAAUAACAACAAUAAAAUAUUGAAGCAGGAACCAUAACUGCACCCCAAAAGGCACAGAGGCCACUUUGCUGGAUUUUCUCGAGGUGAUAAUAAACAGUCAAUAAAGUCUGUUUCCCAAAAAAUUGGGCAGGACAAUUAUUUUUUAGAGGUUUGGUUAUAAUAAAUUUAAUAACCACUGUCUUAGGAAAUUAUACAAAUUCACAGCUCAACUUACAGAUCGAUCCAGUGCAGCAGGAGUUGCUAAUAUGCUACCCUGGAUGCUAGACUCCAGGCUGCAGCCAGAAAGGCCAGUGGCCAGGCAAUUUUAGUCGAACAACUGGAGGGGACUGCAUUGGCCACUCCUGCAGUACUAGAUUGGAGUCAUCUUCUGUGAUUGUCUAGGUCCCGAUCUCUCCCAAAUGUUACCCGGACUGCGCUUGAAAGGGCUGUGGAAAACCGUACAUUUAAGCAAAGGUAGUCCUUAACCAACAAGCAAUUUUAUAACUUGAUUCCGUAGACCACAACAGUCAAUAGGUGGUAUUGAACUAAGUUUUAUUCAGAAUAGACCCACUGAAAUUUUCUGGCCUAACUUAGUCAUGUUCAUUAAUUUCUCCUCUCAGUAGUGGUUAGUUGAAUGACACCCCAUGAAUUUAGCAUGCUAUUAUUUUCCCCUAUUUAUUUUUUUUCCUGCCUCUUGGGAUUUUCUAAUGACAAAGGCCAUAAAUGUUGCCUUUAGCACCUUCAGGCAUUCAGAGAAGGCUUUUUACGUGCACAUUUCCCAAAAUAAAUGUUGAUCUAAAUAUAAUAGUGCAUUGGGGAGCGUUCAUUACCACAGCUGGCUUGUCAGCAGAAUCUGAGACCCCACGAAGGAUGUAUAAACACUAAUAUUUAUAUGCUCUUUAUUGCUUUAAGUGCUGAGUGAAUUAAUUCUCACUGUGCUCCUGUGAGCAGUAGAAAGGAAAGGCACCACCUCAUUCGUGGCCAAAGGUGCAGCAGCUGCUCAAUUGUGCAUGGCGGCAAUAUGUGAUGGGACAUAGGAGAUUUAUUUGCAUAGUUUCCAGUGAAGAAGGUUUAGGGAAGGAGAGUGCGAUAAACUAAGCUGGAAUGUAUUCCGGAGAGGAGGAGCCACUAUUCAGUGGUAGAGUACCAGCUUUGCAUGCAGAGAAUCCAAAGUUCACUUCACAAUGUCCAGUUAAAAGAACUCAAGUAAAAGACCUCUGCCUGAAUGUCUGGAGAGCCAUUUUUAGUAGGCAGUACUGGCUUGAUGGGCCAAUGGACUGGUUCAACAUAAGGCAGCUUCAUAUAUUUAUAUUAGGUUAUAAGGCCAUGAUAAGGGUUUUCAUCCCUUGAUUGCAGUCAUUUGUAGGACCACAGAUAGAUGUUUUAUACCAGGGUCAGACUGUCCUUUUAGCUUUCUCUUAGCUAUGCUAGCACCAGCUCCUCAGAGUCUCUUGCAUGACCUGUUUCCUGAGCUUUUAUUUUGUUUCUUAUUCCCAUUAUGGAACUCAAGGUGGCACACAUAUGGGAUGGGAUUCUCUUGACAAGUCCCAUCAGCACAUGUCCUGCAUUAAGGCACCUGCUUGCACAAUGGGCUUUCCGUCUUCUCCUCCCCUGCCCCCCUUCCAGGAGAACCCCCAGAACAGCUCAUAGUGGGUGGAGAGGGGGGUUUGUUCCAUCUGGCAGUCUGCAAUGUUUGUGCUGCUGGGACGUUUGCCAUAGCACAGCAUUGCAUUCCACCCAUGGUCCUCCAUCCCGAUAUUGACUAGACCUAGUCUUGCUUGGCUUCAGCAAGUUCCUGGCCUCAUAUGCAUUCAGCAGCUAACAUACAAAGUCAUAGGACCCACUUAGUGAAUAUAUUAUGUGGUCAAGUCACUGUAUGGUAGCAAGCAAGUUUCACGGUAUACAAAUCACUGAAAUUAUCCAGACAAUACAAGUAGACAACAAAACCAUUCUCCAGUCAAUAUAGGGAGAUAUCUCCAGGAUUAAAACUUAGUUCAACAAAUGGAGGAUAGGUAUGAAUGGCAGCUAAAGGCCCCUUAUCUCAUCAGUCUUAUUGUUGGUUCCCCCCACCCCAUUUCAGAGGAGUAUUGUUACUACGAACCCUGAAAAUGUAUUAAAAUGAUAUGAUAUGAAAUGAUUAAUAUUGGACCCCCUACACAAUAUAGUUGAAAUACCAUUGAAUUCCAUUGGAUGGUCUCAUAAAUCUGACAGCAAACGUAGGAUUUUCCAGUGGAACUCAACAGUGUCAUGCAGGUGCACUUCCACUCAUAUGAUGAGAUUCCCCCUUCCUCUUCACCCUGCUGCAGCCCUCCUCCCACACACACUUUGUGUACCAUUAGGAGCAUAGGAAGCAGCCUUACACAGAGUCAUACCAUUGGUCCAUCAAGCUCAAUAUUAUCUACACUAACUUUCAAAGGCUUGCUAGGAUUUCAGAUGGGAUUUUCUCCUAGCCCUACCUGGAGAUGCCAGGGAUUGCCCCAAAGAACUUCUGUGUGCAAGGCUGGUGCUUUACAACUGAACUACAGCCCUUCCUUGAGCUACAACCAAUCACUGGUGGUUGCUAGCUAUUCUCUUGGGUGCAGUUGCACUUUUCCCAAUGGUCAUGGCCUCAAAAAUGACAGCUCUCUAUAUUCACAAACAUGUUCCAAAAGGCUUCUUGAGAUCUUUCCUAGUCUGUAUUGGAAAUGUUUUAAAACUUGUUUUUAUUGCUUUAUCACUUGUUGUUGGGCAUCCAUGACUCUUUGGGGAGGAUGGGCAGGAUAUAAAUUUAAACAAAUGAAUGUUGCACUUAUCCAAAUGCAAGUAAACAGUUACCUUUUAGAAGAGAGCAUCUUACUUAAAGCUGUUCCUGUUUGUUUUGCUCUUCCAAUAUUUUUCUUUCGCGGAGAGUAUAAUUUUACAAUGUUUUAUAUUUAGGGUGUGUGGAAGCCUGAGAAUCCAGUUCCUCUCCCAGAAGUGUUAGUAUAAAGAGCUGGUUUCUUUGGUGGCAUUCACCAAACUGUUCAGUGCCAAUACAAGCCCUUGAGAACCUGGUCUUGAUAGACUUAAAGGUGUGAAAGCAAUGGUUUGAUCUUAACUGUAGUAAGGAUGGGGGCAGACAGCAGCUCUAAAUGCUUAAUUUACACCAAAGCUGCUGACUCAUCCACAGAAACACAUGCACAAUGAGCUUUCAGACUAUUGAGGCAUUAAAAGUGGUCUUUAUCAACUGGUGCCUAAUUAAGUUUGAAUGUCUUUCCUAGUUGUUUCCUUCUUCAUUUCUGCUUGGGUUAGGAUGGGAGAGAUGUUAGGUGUGAUGCACUUGAUACUAAUUGGUUCAAGCCACCACAUGUUUAGAUAGGAAAUGAACAUCCAGAUCAUUUGCCAUUCCACUCUCAUGGCUCACAUUUGCUUUGGCAGAAGUAUCUGUCGAUUCUGCUUAUUCUAGCUGAUGGGAAGGAAAAUGAAUUUGGUUUUCCCAGAGAAAUCUACACUUUGUUUCAUAGGAAGAAUGGAAUUGGCAUCCAGUGAAUGGGGCUUCUGAGCUGAUGGGGGGUUUGAUGAGGAUUACUGCAGCCUUGUAAAGGAUUGAAGCUAGGAUCCUAAAUGUUGAUUUUCUAAAAUCCUGAUUUGAAUGGUGCUUCCAUCCCUCUUAAAGGGGUCAUAGACCCUACAUAAAAAGUGCAGAUCCUAGCAUGGCAAACAUUAUCCAUCCAAAUUCUGUACUCGUAUUCCUUAGUCCUGAUUGCUUUUCCUGGUCCUCUGGAUUUCCUCUCUCUAUAGUCCAGGCAUGGCAAACUCGGCCCUCCAGAUAUUUUGAGACUACAAUUCCAAUCAUCCCUGACCACUGGUCCUGUUAGCUAGGAAUGAUAAGAGUUGUAGUCCCAAAACAUCUGGAGGGCCGAGUUUGCCUAUGCCUGCUAUAGUCCUUCUGAGAUUUUCAGGAUACAGUUGCUACUCCGUCAUGAUUCUACUUCUUCUUCACCCAGGGCAUGGAAUUGACUCUGGAAUCCUAUGGAACAGUGUAACUCAGAUGGCUUUGAAAGCAGUUUAGACAAGUUAAUGGUAUUUAUAAGGCAAUCAGUGAAGAGUAACCAUGAUGGCUGUGGUGCACAUCCAGCACUGGGAAUCAAAGUGGGGAGAGUCUUGUUGCACUCGGGUCCUGCUUCUGAGGCUUUUGCAAACUAAAAACAGCUCUUCAGGAGGCCCCCCCUUUGGUGGGCAGAACAACCAAUGUGAUUCUUACCUUUGUACAGUAGGCUGUAUCCCAUCAAAGCAAAAUUCAGGGGUUUACACAUAAACACAUCCCUCCAUCUUCCAUCUAUGUAAGCAAGAGGCAUUAUUGCAUGCAUGGACACAUUCCAGCCAGGCAGAAGUAUUGAAUAAGAACAUAGAGUGUGUCUUGGAUGUGAACAGUAGAAUAAAUUGCUUCAUAUGUUCACUUUUCCAUAGAUUUUUAGAGAGACUGGACACGUAUCUGUCAAGCAACCUUUUAGAGGGUGUCCUGUUUUAUGGAAAGCAUUUGGAUGACUCAGGAAAAAGUCAGGCUGGUCCAGGGGCUGUUCCCUUGCCAGGAGUGGGCGGGGAGAGGCCCUUGGGAAAUCUAUGCUCUCUCUAGCCUGCUGGUCAACAUGCUUCUGCUGUUUGACUUUAAGGGAAUUCUCAAACAGGUGAAUGUGGGAUGUGGCAAUUGUAUGGAUGUGACCAGCUGGCCAUAGGUCAUGAGCCAUUGUGCAGGGAAUUUCCACUGUGGCUACCACAUGCCCAGUAAUUGCCUGAAGAGUGGCAGAGAAGUGAAAAGAAUAGAAGCAUAAUCGUGAAGCUGUGAGGUUUUAACUCAGAAUUUGCCAGCUCUUUCAGGCCUGUGGGCACAUUUCAGUGUGUAGAAACUAUUGCAGGCACAAAUACAUACACAACAGCCAAGCACACACUGCAACCUAUUAUUCAGGCUACAAUAGCAUACUUAUUUCAAUCCUAAUUUCAGCAUGGAGAGGGAAAUCUCAAGUUGCCAUGGAAGGCCUCUAUGGGAGGAGCAUGGGAAAUUGCAUUCAUACCUUGUGUUUUAUCCCAACUCAGGAGCUCUGAGUUCUUUACUCUGGGACAGCAAUUCCUUAUGUCAGCCUAAUUCUGUUGUUUGGCACAGGAAAAUAAUGAAGUUAAAGUUAGGUAAAUGUGAAGGAUUUUAACAUUUCCUGUGUGCUCUUUCUUAUCCUUUAUGAUGGAACAGUUGCUUCCUGUUUGCAUGAACACACUCUCUUGAUGCCAGCCUCUCCUGCCACCCUGCCAACACAUUUGUAAUAAAAUAAUAAAAAAAAUCCAGGUCAUUAUAGCCUGAAACCACUUAUUCACUGAAAUGAAUCUUGCAGCGCAAUGUAUAAAUUUGAAUUUCAAAUGAGUCCACAGAAGUUGCCUUGGGUUACUUUUUUUCCCUUGACAGUCUCUAAACCUACAUCGGUCCCUCGGAAUGUCACUGCAGACUCCACAGAUUUGUCAGCAUCCUCUGCUACCCCUGGGCUGACUAAUGAGGCCAGGGAAUCUGCUCUAAGGGCUCUUGACAGUUAAUACAAAAGCCCCAUGGCAGGGCUUUCAGAGACAGAAGAGUUAAGGAUAGAGGCUGAUCUGGGAGGAGGGAGGCAAGCCUGGGAAUGUUAGUGAGGAAUGCAGUGCCAAGACAUUAGUGGUGGUGGUGAUGGUAGUAUUAAGUGGGUGGCUGAGCAGCUGUCAUUUCACACCAGGCUCUCAGGUGUUUCUGUGACUCAAGUAUGCUUGAGUUGCUGGUACUUUGAAUGGCAUGUCUCAGCGACUAAGAGUGCUUUCUGGCAGCAAGUAGGCAAGAGGGCCAAGGAAUGAUGACGUCACUGAAGUUUGCAGUGAUCCAAUUCAGUAUACAGGUUUGUCAGCUUUCUUAAAGCAUGCUGCUGUUCUGAAGAGGGCACUCUCCUGCAAUAGUUGUUCUCCAGUUAGGUUUUUAAUGUGGUUCUGGGGAACUCCUAUUGGAUGCCCUGGCCUUUGGUCUAUAUGGUGUCCCUCGGGGUUCUGUCCUGUUCCCCAUGGUAGCUAACAUUUAUAUCAAACUGUUGGAAGAGGUUGUCUGGAGUUUUGGGCUUUGGUGCCACCACUAUAUGGAUGACACCAAACUCUGCUUUCCCCCCCUUUCCAUCUAAAUCUGAAGGAGCUGUUUUGGUGCUAAACCAGAGGCUGGUGUCAGUAAUGGACUGGAUGAAAGUGAACAAAUUGAAGCGUAAACCAGACAAGACAGAGGAGGCGCUCCUGGUCAGUAAAAAGGUCAACCAAGGGAUAGGGAUUCAACAUGUGCUGGAUGGAGUUACACUCUCACUGAAGAUUCAGGUUCACAGUAGGGUGUGGAUUCAUCCCUGAGCCUAAAUGCCCAGGUUUCAGCUUUGGCCAGGAAUGUGUUUGCACGUUUAAAACUGGUGUGCCAGCCGAGCCCAUUCCUGGGAUAUCCAAUCUGGACGCAGUGAAACAUCCUAUUUGGAUCACUGCCAAACACUCUGUGUUGGCCUGCCUUUGGAAAGUUCAGAAACUUAAAUGGGUCCAAGAUGUUACAGCCAGAAUGCUAACUAAAGCAGGUUACAUUGAGAACAGAAACCCCCUGCUACAACAGCUUCAUUGGCUACUGGUCCAUUUCAAAGGCUAGUUAUGACCUUCAAAACCCAAUAUGACUUGGGUCCAGGCUAUCUGAAAGGCUGUAUAUUCCUAUAUAAGCCUGCCUGGGCUGCGAGCUGCCUUGGCUCCUGUACCGGCACAAAGUUGGAAAAUGAAUGAGUGAAUGAAUGAAUACAUACAUACAUACAUACAUACAAUCGUCCUUUCUGCCUCCAUUAAACAGGUACAUUUAAAGUCAAAUGAAUGAACUCAGUCUUAACUUAAGCUUCUGGUAGAAUCAUAGAAUCAUAGAGUUGGAAGAGACCACAAGGGCCAUCGAGUCCAACCCCCUGCCAAGAGCAACAAGAUAAUGGGCUUUAAAAAAAGAUUUGUUUAAAAACAGUUUGAAGAGCUAAUAAAAAUAACAAGAGGGAAAACAUCCAGAUAAGCCUAGAUUGCUUCCCUAACCAAGCCAAUUACUUACCAAUUUUCAUUUCUCUGUUUAACUUUCAGGUCUAUUUGCAUCUUUCUCCUGGCUUUUUUAUUCUGUGGUGUGCCAUCUGUGCUCCCAAAUACUACCACUUAUGAAGUAUUCAACUAAUCUUUCUCUAACUACCAGCUUUACCCAGAUACACAUUUUCGCUUCCAGUCACCCCUCCCCCCAGGCCAAAGGCUAGUACAGUGUUCUGUUGCAUUUUCCUCCUCCACCCCCAACUUGUUAAGCUUUCCUUUUUCUCCCUUAAGACCCUUGGCUUCAUUUUCCUUUAGCAACCAGAUCCCUGGGCUGAACCUUGUGGUCAGAACAAUCACUAUAACCAAAACCAAACAUCUUAUCAACAAAGCAGAACACAAAAUGGACAAACAGUUGCAACUUUAAAGGAAUUCUUCCUCCUACAAUCUGGAAGGCUACAACCUGAAUAAAUGAAUUUAUUAUUUCAGUCACAGACCAGUUCCAGCUCACAUAUAAUAUCAAGGAAGUCAUAAAACACGAUAGGGAUACAUUUGAAUUUGCAAUUAGGUAUAACAGGGAUAAUACAGAUAUAGCAACAGUUAAAAAUAUAUAUAAAUUAAAACUUAGUGCUACAACCUGCUAGGAUUUCUGUGAAAUGGUUACUCCCUAUUGAAAAGCCUCAGGGAUGGUGAGUAGACUGCAGCUGCCCAGCCCUGAUGCAAUGAGUCACUUUAUGACUUCAUAAAGAGCUGCCAGUUCUGAUGUCAGAACUUUCAUCAUGUUCAUUUCACAACAUUCCUGAAGCUUCAGUCUGGCUUGGUCCUUACCUGUUAAGGCCAUGCAAAGGGAAAAUUCACUCACUCACUCACUCACUCACUCAUUAAUUCGUUGCUUGUCACCCAACGUUCAGCCAAAAACAAAACAAAACUAAAAAAUACCAUACCUAAUAGCACUGGUGGAAAUAAUAUAAUCAUAGAAUUGUAGAGUUUGAAGGGACCCUGAGGAUCAUCUAGUCCAACCCCCUGCAAUGCAGGAAUAUGCAAUUGUCCCACACAGGGAUUGAACCUGCAACCUUGACAUUAUCAGCACCAUGCUGCAACCAACUGAGCUUUCCAGGCAUCCCUUGGAUUAAUAGUUCAUAUAACAAACAUCCAUGGGGGGAAAACAUACCAAAUGCAUAAUUCUAGCGAACAACAUUAACAGUACUAAAAUAAUAAACAAAGCAAUAAUCUGACCAGCCCAUUAGCAAAUAAACAGAUCCUCAACCUCCUGCUGGUCCAAAAAUUGCUCUAAGAGUUGGCACCAAGCAGCUGUAUGUGUGCAGCUGUCACGGAAAUGACCAUAUCCUGGAGCAGGCAACUUAGCCAUCCUGAAUAAAGGACUCCCCUGGUGCCUGUUUUUCCCUUGAGCACUUUUGUGCUCUUGCCUGAGAACUGCAGCGCCUAACUCAGAAUGUGGGAAGCUAAUGUCUUGAUGAGCUCACAGCAGAGCUAAAGUUAUUAAAAAGCUGAAAGCUCCCUCCUCCUGGAAAUACAUUUCUAAUUUCUCAGAACUCCAUGCUCAGCCUGCUUCCAGUCAAUAUGUUCUCUUUAGAGAAAACAAGGCAGUAUUUUCAGAGCCACGAAUCAAAAGGCCAGAGUCCUCCUUCUCAAAGAGAGGGGUAGGCCCUUUCGUGUUCAGUGCCCUUAGCAGAUUAUCUAUUAUUCUGUGCUUCUUUUUUCCUUUAACUAUAUUAUUAUAGGUGUGUGACUGGUUGCUAUUAAAACAAAAGUUUAGGUUGCGCACAUACCUGGGAGUAAGCCCUAUUGGACUCGGUGCAGCUUAUUUCUGAGUCAACAUGCAUAGAAUCACACUGUUAACGUACUAAAUACUUGCAGAAAACAAACCACAAACUCAUAGUCCCACCCUUACCUAACAUUCCACACUCCCAACCUUCUCUCCUGCCUUUUAGACAGGGAAGAGCCCCAUUCCAUGUAGCAGAGAAUGAGAUCAGAGAAAGUGGGCUUCGCCAGAACUGUCCCUUACUCAAAACACUUAGCAGAAUGUGUGAAGAACCACGCACAUGGAAUCUACAGGGGACUAGUUAAUUCAUUAUACCGUGAUGUGCUCACAAAAUAGCUGCACUUGCUCUACUCCACACAGGGGAAGUUUGUGAUGGCAUGGUGACCCACAAGUUGGAUGUGUGGUAGAAUAACCACAGCCCCCCCCCAUCUACUACACUAAGAGCCCAUCCACACUUCUGUUUGUUCCAUGAUUCCUAGUCAGGAGUCUGAGAGGAUUUAUUUAUUUAUUUUUGCCUUUUGUCCCAAAACUUUCUCCAGGAAACCUGUGGCUGACUGUUGAUUUGGAACAAAUGUCAGUCAGGUUUUCUGCAGAUUGACAUUUCUUCUGAUUCAACAAUAAACUCUGGGUUUCCCAGGGGAAAGCAGUGGGACAAAACAACAACAACAACCUCUCAGACCCCUGACGAGAAAUCAUGGGACGGAUAGAAUUUUGGAUGGGCCAUAAAUUUCAUUCACCAGAUAUGAUUCAGGCAAUGGGAUAGAAGCUUGCUGUUCUUUCCUGCCAAGCUGCGUCAAUAAUUUUCAUUUUCUUCCCAAAUCACUUGAUAGUGAAAGGCUGGUCUUUGGAGUCCAUCAAUCCAUCUCCCUCUCUCCCACCUCUACUGCUUUCCCAAUCUGGGAAAUGGUGUGAAGUUGCCUGAUGUAGCACCAUUUCUGAAGCCCACCACUCAGUAACCUGACACCAUAAUGGACUGAUGUCACAAUCAGUUGGUUGUUGGGGCUUGCAGAAUUUUGCAUUCAGAGCUAAGCAAAAAUUAGCUAGUUCUUUACCUGCCCCACAUCUGACAACAGGUGGGCUUGGUUUGGCCAAGACGGCUUGGCAGGCCAAAUGAGAAGGCCUGGUGGGCCUCACCACACCUUACAGCACCAAAGGGGAAAUGCCACACAACCAAAUCUAUGUGAUGGAUAUUGGGAUUGUCCUGGGAACCCUCUGAUUUGCAAAAUGGGAAAUAGUUUUAAGAUCCUUGAAUAUACAUGGCUGGAACCUCUGAUUUUUAUACCAUAUGCAAUGUCUCCUUGUGUUACUACUGCAAGGAUAUUUGAUCUCUGUGCUUAGGUAACAUCUUGGCAGAAGCUAUGCUCCUAUUAUUGGCAGCUGUGGCUUUUAUUUGUAAAAUAUUAAUCAAAUAUAUAGGAAGCUCCUCCUUGGCAUAGCAGUCAGGCACCAGGAUGCAGUAAAGAGAAUAUUUAUUUUUUUUAAACUCCCUCUUAACACAUUAAUAGGGAAAGCUUAUUAAAGAAGGGAUAGGAAGGGAAAUUAACAAAGCAGUAGCCAGGAGCAGCAGGAGGAGAUGGGAUAAUAAAUUAAGCACAAUUAAUGUUCCUGGCACUUUAUAGCUCUCCUAAAAACAUGCUCAAUGACUUAGGGAUGUGUGUGUGUGUGUGUGUGUGUGUGUGUGUGUGUGUGUAAUUUUAUGGGUCUAUGGCUAAAGUACAAUAACAGCAGAUGUAAAGCUAUUCCAAAGAAUGUGAAUGGACUGAGAUUCAUUUAGGCAACACUAUGAUCCUUAGAACAUGCAUGCAUGCACACACACACACACACACACACACACACACACACACACACAGAGGCGAUGGAUCUAUUUUCAGCUGUGCCAAACGCUCAUUCUAAACUAUACUGUUUUAACUUUUGGCAUUUCUCCCCACUGCUUCUGUGAUCUGGGGCUUGUAAUAAUUCCACCUGCUCUUGUCAAGUUCUGUGAAGAAUCUUACUUGAAUGAUGUUACAUAAACACCAUGGUGUGUGCUUUCUUGCGGCUUGAGCUAGGCCUUUGCUCCCAUAUUACAUUAUAGGAUCCAGAGCCCGCAAUAGACAGUGUCAACUGAUAUGUAAUAAGAUAGAACAGACCGAGUUUCCCCCCUCUACGCUUGACUCCCUAGGGAAAUCACUUUUGUAAACACAUACACUAAGGCAAUACUGGCAGGCACUGCAUAUUAUCCACUAUGCAAGGCUGUAGCUGGCAGUGUAAAAUAUGUCAUGAUGUAUCACUGUUUAAGAGAGAUUGAGCCCUUGGGGAUAUUUCCUAAGAUUAAAGACAGGAAAUGGCAAAUGAAUUGUAUUAUUUUCCUCCACCACCCUCGCCUAACAGAUGUUACCGCUCUGUUUACCAAAGAACUGCUUUCUGGCACAAAAUGCUGCCAGUGCCUUUAUUUGCCAUUUUGUUAGGAGGGUUGUGGUCCUCUUCCAAGCUUAGGAAACAUCUUACGUUUCCCCAGUUUAGCAACAUGGACUUGGAUCAGGAGUCAUCUGCAACCACACAAUAGUUAAUGCAUAAUGUUGCAAAGCACAUGGUGUAUUAAGAACAAAUCUGAGUUUCAGGCAUCAAGGCACAAACAGGCCAUAGGGCAGUAACAAGGAACAGGGUAUCAACUUUCUGGAAGCAGCACAACUUCAGCAGCCACUCUGUGCAGACAGCUCUAAGGGAUCAGUCCAUAGUCCUGUCCUGUCAUUAUGCCUGAAUAAUGGAUUGAAAAUGUGAGCAGGAUGCCCCAUGCCAACAUUCCCAUAUUGAGAGGGAAGGUGUAAAUAGACUGCACUUAGAAGCUUUUGCGUGAUCAGAAAAUCUUUGUUGUUAGGAUUCCUGAUUGUGAAUAAGCUUCUAAACGCAUUCAUCAAGUUACAUGCAGACGCUCCCUUAAGACCUUCCCACUUAAUAAGAGAACUGGUUGGGAGUAGAGGGUGCCAUAAUUUGUAUUCAUGGGGAUACUGGGGUGGGGCCAGUGUGUAUUGAUGUCAGGUGUAAGUUAGGGGUGUGUGUGUGUGUGUGUGUGUGUGUGUGUGUGUGAGAAAGCAGCAUAAAAGUCAGCAGCAAGGUUUGAAACAAUAAUAUAGCAGCAAGAGAGCAGUAGUAAUAAAUAAUAACAUGUCACGAGUGGCUGGUGGUUCUAGCUGUCAGGGCUAAUUGAUGGCCUAGGUCAGGGGUCAGCAAACUUUUUCCGCAGGGGGCCGGUCCACUGUCCCUGAGACCUUGUAGGGGGCCGGACUAUAUUUUGGGGAAAAAAUGAAUGGAUUCCUAUGCCCCACAAAUAACCCAGAGAUGCAUUUUAAAUGAAAGGACACAUUCUACUCCUGUAAAACCACACUGAUUCCUGGACCGUCCACGGGCCGGAUUGAGAAGGCGAUUAGGCCGGAUCCAGCCCCCGGACCUUAGUUUGCCUACCCAUGGCCUAGGUCAGGGGUCUGCAACCCGCGGCUCCGGAGCCGCAUGUGGCUCUUUUACACCUUUGCCGCGGCUCCGGGGCGGAUACUAGCGAGGGGAGGAGGCGCAUUGUGUGCCCCGACACUCCCCACUGUUUUAAAUGUCGCAAUGGUUUUGCGGCUCCCAGGUUUUUUUUCUUCGGUCCAAGUGGCUCUUUUUGUCUUAAAGGUUGCAGACCCCUGGCCUAGGUGAUGAAGCAGUAGAUCUGCUUGGCAGUUAUCUUUUGUUGUGCUUCCUUGUGCUACUCUUCUAAUGUUUUGCUUAGAGCUCUCCAGAAAUCGAUCCUUGAAUUUCUCAAAAGUUUUCGUACCCUGCAAAACAGUCUUGAAUUUUUUUCCAGCAUCAAUCUUACUGCACUCAAUAAUUUCUUUAGAGUUGUUUUGAGUGUGAGGUUUUGCGCUUACUUUAUCAUUGCGUGGCGGCCAUGGGUGGUAUAUGUGUGUUUUUUCCCUCACUAAAAAAUUCUCCAGCACAUUAGUGCCUCCCUAGCUGCUUGUGCUUCUGGAUAUGAAAAAGCCUCCUGGGAAGUGUUACCUUGUCAUGCCUUCCCCUGGGCUUUGACUGAAGUGUGGCACCUGGGAAGGCUGCAGUGUACAAACCAAGGGAGAGAUGAUUUGUAGAAUUUAAGAAAGAACAUUCACAAACAUCCCUGGACUACUUCUAAAGUAUGGUAGGCAUUACAUACUCCAUGCUGCACUCAAGAUUAUUUCACCAAAAUGUUCUUUUCCUAGUGAUGAUUUCCAAAAGCAACUUCUUCUUUUUUGUUAAAAGAUUGCAGGAGUUUUUUUUAAAAAAAAUUUCCAUAGCUCUAGUUUCCUUAGCCUUUUGGCCAAUCUCAGAGGCUACCCACUAUAAAUGCACUUGCAUAUGGUACUUUCAUUUCUUCUGGGUACUUAGAAAUGCAUUCGGCAAUGUUUCAGGCAUUUUUCUUUCUCUGUUGGUUACAGGGUGCCCUUUCUAUAAAACAAAGCCAUCUGCUUUGUGUCACCUACAGUGUGCAAUGGUGUGAUAUCCUCUGAAUUGCUAAUAUCUACCUGGGUUAAGUCAUGUCAUUUGUCAUGUGCCAGAAAGAGUUAUUGACAGUGGCUUAAGAUGGAGGGAAGGGACAGGUAGAAUUUAGAUCCAAUGUAUGCUGUGAUCUUGGCAGUAAUUGUCUCUACAGAAGACUGGGAGUUGCUACGAGACUUCGAAAUUACAUCCACCUGUCCGCAAACCUCUUGGCCUCCAUUUGAGCUGUUAUCAGAGCGUGACAUUCUCUCCCCCCCCCAUCAAGCCUGAUUUGAUGGUUGUUAAUACUUGAUGAUUUGUACAAGAAUACACUUAGGGGGCAGCUUCUCUGGAGCUAACAUCUGGGCAAUUUUUAAAAUAAAUUUUACAAACUCGGAACAUUUAAUACCAUAACAAGUAUUAUGGUGUGGACGUGACACUGUUAAAAGUCAUAUGCUUAUAAAACAUACAAUUAAAUAGGCUCUUUACUGUUCACAGAUGUAAUUUAGGAAAUCGUUUCCAUUCCAUUUUCCAUUAUUAAAUCUCCAAGGGAGCUUUCAGUUGAAUUUCUAGAAACAAAACAUAUUCUGUACCCUAAGGACUGGCAGCUUAAAAUGUUUGAUGUGCCUUCCCUUCGCUAUUGAAAGAGACUAUUAAAUAAGUUGCAACAGUGGAAGCAGUACCUAUGGGGAAAAUAAGGGUAGAUUCAUACAACUGUUCUACCCACAAUUCAGUGGAUUUUUUUUUUACCUUAUAAUCGCUUUUUUCAGGGGAACCUUACAGGAACUCAGUUCCGGCACCUUUCAGGUGGGCACCAUUGGCAUUCUAAGAGAACGAGGGAGGUGUUCAUGGCGGGUUCCAGCAUCUCUCUUUGUAGAAAAACAGCACUCCUUAUAGCAGACUGCUUUGCGCAUCACAUUAAGCAAAACUAUGGCUUAGCAUGGACACAUGAGCAUGCAGGGGGUUGGAGCUGCUUCACUCCUCCAUUGCCAUUUUGCUGCUGCAUUAUAUGAAACCAAACCAUAGUUUGGCUUAGUCUGUCAUUCAAACCUAGGCCCAUGGAUUAUCCCUCUCCAAACUAACUACAAGCCAUACACCAAGAACAAACCUUGGUUAUAUGAGCAAGGCAGCCACAAUCUCCUCUCUGGGAGCCUGUAAACUCAUGUGUUCAUGCUAAACUAUUGUUUGGCUUAGUGUGAUGUGCAAACCAGGCCCCAGUCUGGUUUUGUGGGUGGCAAUACAGAUUUGGGUCCUGACCAUUCAAGACCUGAAUGAGAGAAUGAAUGAUUGAUUUUGAAAAGCUGCAACCUGAAUACAUUCUGAAGAUUAGGGAAUUGGUGGAACAUGAGACUCUUAAUCUUAGGGCCUGAGGUUAAGGCCCAUGUUGGGCAAAAAGAUUCCUGCAUUGCAGGUAGUUGGACUAGAGGACCCUUGUGGUCCUUUCCAACUCUACCGUUCUGUGAUUCUGUAUCUACCACCACAACAGAAAGUGAAAUCUUGGCCACUUAGGCUGUGGGAAUCCACUAUCAACUCAGCUUCUGUUGCUUACCAAUGGUGUCUUAGAGAUAUGGCAUUUGUCACAGUCCAAUGUUCCCUCCUUACAACUGAUUCCAUAAUAUUUUCUAUAUGUCUGUAAAUAACCACUGUCAUCCAGGGAGCAUAGUUAUGUUCAUAGGAACAAAUGAAGAUGUUUUAUACACAGUCAGGCCAUCUAGCUCAGUGUUGUCUACAAUGACUGACAGCUCCUCUCCAGGAUUUCAGACAGGGUUCUCUCCCAGCCAUACCUGGAAAUGCUGGGGAUUGAACCUGGUGCCUUCUGCAUGUAACCAGAAGUUUCUGGACGACAGCUCCCACCACCCCAGACCAUUGAUGAUGCUUGUUGGGUCUGAUGGGAGUCCAGGAACACUUCUGAGGUAUAGUAUUUCAGUCUCACUGUAAUGGGAUAGCAUGGUAAGUACCAGCAGUUAUAUUAAAUGGGAAUGAUUCCUCCAAGGAAGGAUAGCAAGACAGCACACAGGUAAGGAAAAUAAGAGCAAGGCUAAGGAAAGCCAUUUGAGGCCCCCUCUGUGCUCUUCCUUUGGCUGCAAGAACUCUGGUGGUAAGGAAUCUCUAGAACCUGCGUAUGAGCAAAACCCUGUAUGCGUGUGUAUGUAUUUAUGUUAGUUUGGCUGGUGACAACGUACUGCAAGUUAUUUGUUUCUUCUUUUCAUUUCAAUGCUCCUCGAGGAACUGCCUUUUCGAUGUUUAUAUUCAGUCCCAUAGACUACUUCAUUAACAUUUAUGGUAGAGUAGGCAGGCACAGUAGACAGUGAUAUUUGCACAUGAAUACAUGGGUGUGCAUGUAUACACUCAUGCACAGAGUUAGGAGACCCACAUCAGGAUGCUUUCUUUGCCCCCAAACAUUUAAACCAAAGAGGCCAAUGAAUCUUAAAACUUGUUGGUAAGAUGACUGAUUUCAACCUUGCCAUUUUUUUUUAAAGCUCUUUCCAUUUCAAUUGCUUGGCACACAAAUGGAUAGAAUGGCACAUCCAAAUGUGUGACUGGGAGUUUUCUGUCUGGCGCACAAACAUGUCCCCCUAAGAUCAUUAUCUUUGGGGGUAACUUAUACUUCCUUUCGGUCCUAUUUUCUUUUUUACCUGUCCUUUGGAACACUGCCUCUAUGAUAUAUGUUCUUCUUCUUCUUGCUUCCAGGGUAGCUCUUUGUUAACCAAACCCACACACCAAGUUUUCAGAUGUGCAACAAAUCCCAUUUCCCCAAGAAGGAAAGUGGCAGGAAAAUGCGCUGGAAAGUGUAGGAUAACACUUACUUUAAUGCAAUGUCAUUGAUAAUCACUGCAAACAAAUCAGAGUGAAUACUCAUUAAAAUGCCAACCUUCUCUAACCUCCCUGCAAAAUACAUCAGGAUGAAUGCUGAAUACACAGGCCAUGUGGAAGCAUCCAGAGACAUGCUUUGGUGGGAUUACAUUCAAUAGUUACCUUUGCUAAGAACAAGCAACAGGUCUGCUGUCUUUCCCUCAUCUGGCUGGGCAGAAUCCAGGGCAGGAAUCUUGGAGGCCACCCCAAAGGACAUAUAAUGUUCCCAAAGCUGAAAGCUCCCCUGACAACAGUAGCCGUUCCAACCCUCACUCCAGCACCUUCGUCGUUAAUCUAUGGCUAAAGCACAAUUCUCAUUAUUCUGCUUUCUGCUAUAUGCUAAUCUUCCUGCCUCUUAUUUGUACUCACUCAUAAAAAUUAAGUAAUGAGCAACCAAAAAGAAAAGGGGGGGGGGAGCCUAACGACCAGCUGCCAUCUCAUCAAAAACAUUUAAAAAUAGAAAGUGUCUCCAGGAGUUCAGCUUCCUUCUAGGGCAAUGCGCACCAUUCCCCCCCCUCAUUAUUUAAUGCCAACUAUCUAUGAGUGGGGGAAAGGCUGCAAGGUGUUUCUGACUUUUAUUUCAUUUUGACAGUCCACCUGGGCUGGCUACUCCAGCCUCUUCUUCUUCUGCUUCUUCUAUUAGACUUUGUUUCCGUGGAAACAGUUGUGAUGUAAUGCUGAGAAAGGUGAUGUUGAGCAGGAACUUACAGCAGGUGAUCACAGAUGAAAAACAGCUCUCUCUCCCCCCCCCACCCCGCUGCAGAUGUCUUCCAGAGAGCAAAAUCAACAGCCACUAAAACAAAAGAGAACAACAAAGCCUGGUGAUAAAGAAGAAAGAAGUGACAGAUAAAUCUAAAAUGAUUUAAAAUCAGCUCUUUGCAAAUAAUAUUCCACAAACAGCCAGAAAGCCUUUGAAGGCAGAAUAAUCCUUUCUCUCUUCUCCCUCACCCCAGGGCUAUUAGUUUUGAAUUUCUGUUGUUUGUGAAUGCAUUUAUGCUCUAGAAAGCAACGGUAGCUGGCAUAUUUAUUUAUUUUCCCCAGUAUCUUUUGAGAGCAAAACCCCUGAUCCUAAAGCAUGGGAUUGCUGCCACACUGAAAGAAAGAACCUGGGGUCAUGUGGACAUGUGCAAAGGUGCAACUAGGUGCCAAUGUGCUAUUUAUUUAUUUAUCUGCUGAAUGUCAGCCUGCCGUUGCUUAUCAAAGUCAAAGAAGUCACACAGUUUUGUUUCUAAUCAGAAAAGCAGAGCUGGCUGAACACAGAAGAAUGGUUGUAAAAUCUCCAUAUCAUUCUCCUUUUUCGCUAGCUGCCACCAAUGUAAAAAUUUGGCCCCAGCUGCGUUACGAAUGUAUUUUAUAUGGAAUACUGAUAAGGAGCAUGGUCUCCAAAGUAUCACAUCUAAAGGAUGAAAGUGGGAGCCAGAUUGUGGGGUGACCUGGAUGCUGCCAUGACUGGGGAAACGGUAGUUGAUUGCCCUGCCUGGGAUCUUAGUGGGCUUCCUCCUCUCAUGGGGCCUGGCAGGAUCUUUAAAAGGGCCAUUCAGAUCCACCAUCACUAGUUCUCACCAGCCUGAAAGUGACGUUUCCAACAUGUCCCUGUGGUGGUUAGCAUGGCUGCAGAGACCUCAAGAGUGGAGACCACAUAUAGGCACCUGGGCAGCAAAUUAAUAGGCUUUGUGGCAACGUAGGGUGGUCUCAGGAUUGUUGUUGUUGUUUAGUUGUUUAGUCGUGUCCGACUCUUCGUGACCCCAUGGACCAGAGCAUGCCAGGCACUCCUGUCUUCCACUGCCUCCCGCAGUUUGGUCAGGCUCAUGUUCAUAGCUUCGAGAACACUGUCCAACCACCUUGUACUCUGUCGUCUCCUUCUCCUUGUGCCCUCCAUCUUUCCCAACAUCAGGGUCUUUUCCAAGUAGUCUUCUCUUCUCAUGAGGUGGCCAAAGUAUUGGAGCCUCAGCUUCAUGAUCUGUCCUUCCAGUGAGCACUCAGAGCUGAUUUUCUUAAGAAUGGAUAGGUUUGAUCUCCUUGCAGUCCAUGGGACUCUCUCCUCCAGCACCAUAAUUCAAAAGAAUCAAUUCUUCAGCAAUCAGCCUUCUUGAUGGUCCACCUCUCACUUCCAUACAUCACUACUGGGAAAACCAUGGCUAAUCUCAGGAUUAGCUACCCAUCAAUAACGGCAAAACCGCUUGAACUUCUGUUUUCAGGGGGUUCACCUCUCAGAGGCACGCAAUGGCAUGUGGCUAGAAGAUCUGUGCUCCAGAGUGCUAGACUGGUUGCAGUGAUAGGAGUGGCCAGUAGCGAGCUUUUGACAGCUCACCCGCUCUUGUGGCAGAAAUGUCACUGGGUAGGAUCUAAACAUAAGGGGAACCCUCAAGUAAACCAGUUCUCAGCCCAAGCUGAGGUGGGCUGGGCCUGAUGCCACUCGUGUCAGGUUAUCAGCGGGAUUCCAGGAGCAUAAUAUAGACCAUGGUCCUUAUAUGCUGGUCAGCUCCCAUGGGAUUCUCCAGCAGGAGUGCUGGGAUGAUGUAAUGGGCUUCAGAUUGAAUAUUGUAGGGGACUAGUGGAUCCCGGCCCAAUGCCAUUCCAACCCUGCUUUCCACACUAUAGUCAAUAAACGUUUUGGCCUGUUUUUCACCCACAGCUGUGCCCUGCGUGUUAUUUAUCCCCUACAUGGCAUGUAGGGAAGCAUCCCCAAUGCACUUGCCAGGUUGUUGCAAUUAUGUAAGGAGUCCUGUAUGCUGAAACCAAUUACAAAUCUUGUAUGUCCUUUCAUAAUAGAGACAACUAAACUCUGCUUGCAUUCAUCCCAAUUGAUUCCACUGACUUCAAAUAUUUCGCUUUGUUUGUUUUCUUGCUUGUGUGGCUUGAAUUCUCACACCUUUAGUCCCAAGGGGCCUUCUUUCAAAACACAUUUGCUAAAUAUCUACUUUUUCAAAUGAAAAAUGAAGGAGAAAAUUUGAAUUUCUUUGCCCUUAAAAUGUCCAAGCCAGAUCUGCUGCCUUUUUCACUGAUGGCAGGAUGGAUUUUUAUUCGUGGCAGGAUGCUGUUUACCCUUAUCCUAACUUGCCCAAUUAACCACUGAAGUAGAUCCAGGACUAAUGCAUUUACUACAUGAACGACACAAUUAAUUCCAAAUAUAUUUCUAUAAAUGGGAGUCUUCCACUUUGAGCAUUCAAAUCUAGGCACCGUGCCAAGAAACCAUCUAUCUAGAGCCACUUCUUGGUGUUUGUGUGCCAGUAAAGCUAUGCUCAGUCUGCUAUCCUUGAUCACUUCUUGGACAGAGAUGACAUCUCACUUGAAGCCACCUUUAAAACACAAUUUACUGCAAAGUCCUGAUUCAGCUUUCCAUUAGAACCAGCACCUUCUGCUAGCUUACUUGUAGCUUAGGCUUUUUAACUUCUAUUGAUGCUGCUUGAGCAUUAUGUGCCUUGUUUAUAUCUGUGGUCUGGGGUGUUUGAUGCACCCCUUGAACCACAAGUGAUUCCCUGAUCUCCGUUCUACAAGGACUUCCAUUUGCAAGCAAUAAGCAUUUAUUGAGAAUGGAGAGCCAGAAAGAAUUGCAAGCCUGGCUUUCCUUCAGGAGCAUUGUCUACCCGAGGAUCUAUGCUUGGUACUUCAUUACACAGAAAGGAAAGCACCUAAAAAGUCCCAAUUAACAAAGGAAAAGGAGGAGUUUGGACUGAUUAUUCUGGAGAUGGUAAUAUCUGUAGCUGGGCUGUUCAGUGUAAGGGUAAUGUUGGGAUUGCUGGGGGCUCAUUUAUGCUUGACCUCGUCUGGAGAUGUGUUUGCAGAACUCAGCCUGGUGUGUAUGAUCACUGGGAAAAAUAGAAGAGUUGUUUACUUUCCAUGGGGAAUAGGUUCCUUCUCCUCUCUCCUCAAAGCAGAAACAUUGUCAUUUCAGUUUCCUACUGACUUAUCCACUGGUUUUAUGAUCCUUUAGCACUGCAGUGAAGUUUGCUGAUGUAAAGUAAGAGGGAACAUUUAGUCUUCCUCUGAAACUAUGUGGGGCUGAGAUAGGUAAGGAAUAUCUUAGAGAGAAGGGAAUAACAAUCCCCAUUCAGCUUUAAGUGGGCAAGGCAUGCAAAUGUAAUUUGUACCACUUUUUAACAAAUUAGCUUUUGCACCAUCAUCACACCAAGAUGAUUUCAGUGACUUUUCCAACUAGGCAGGCUUUUACUGUGCAACAGAUGUGGCCUUAAAUUUUGCUUCUACUUGCCACUGUCCCCAGGUAAAGGACCUGAGACGCUUUAUGCUGGGCAGAAACUCAAUGACAAUGAAUGGCACACAGUCCGUGUGGUACGUCGGGGAAAGAGUCUCAAGCUGACAGUGGAUGAUGAUGUUGCCGAAGGUGAGUGGGCGAUUCAUCAUGGGUUUCUCGUUUUGAUUCAGAAGACUUAAGUUACAUAACAGUUCUGUCACUUCGCACCUUUGGCCAUGCCUUACCUUUAAUACUACCCGUUUCCCCAAUAAUUAGGACAAAGCUUGGACCCAGUAAUGCUGUUCCCAGGUGGAUGCCAUUGUCCCUAACACUAUGCUCACAGUGUAAUGUGAAGCAUAGGAACCCCAAAUUAUACAAGUAGCUUCCAUGAAAAGAGGCGCAUGGAACAUCUGAAUCACAUACACUUUAUUAGCUUGGUGACGGAGAUGCUCACUUCUCCACCAUAGUGAACAAGGUAAUCAGCUUCGGUAAACAUCUGAACCAAGGGCAAAGGCUCAGACUAAUCCCAUUUAACAACAGUGGUGGGAACAGGAAAGGAUACCAUGCUUCUGUGCUUAUUUUGUCAUACUUCCUUGAUAGGGAUGAUGAUGAUGAUAAUAAUAAUUUAUUAUUUGUACCCCGCCCAUCAGAGGGGUUACAAUGCAGCCAGUGGUGGUUUCCUACUACUGCACCUCUUAAUUCAUCUGUAGUUCCGACAUCCCAGACAUGCCCUAUUAUCUUUUGUGACUGUUCUGAACUCAGGAAGGCGGCUCAGAAUUCCGUAACUAUUGGAUUGUGCCCCAUAGGAUGUUUUCCUGACAUCUAGAAAAGAUUUGAAACAUAAAGCGGUUAAAAUCCAAGUUUGUAAGUGUGCAUUUUAUUAGCCUAGUGGCAGGCUUAAAAUUUGUGAAGAAGAGAGUUUAAAUAGAGUGAAAUGGAGCAGGAGAGAGAAAUAUGGAAUGUAAAUAGCCAUCCUAUAAUUUCAAAGUAUUGAAUUUUUGCAGGAAAAUCUGGUAGAAAUGUAAAUUACUGGCUUUACAUAAGACGAUCCUGUGCACAUGUUUAGGACUGCAGUCUUCUACCUCUAUGUUGGAAAAGUAUCAGUGCUAAGUAGGGUGCAGUGCUGAGGCACAGCCGCUUGAUGGCACACACUGCCUUGCACAGCCAUGCUUGCUGGGGGGGGGGAAUGUGUGCAUGGAAUUUAGAGUCCAUAAUUGUUAGCUUUAUGAACGCAAAUGUGAAAUCCUAAACCACUUUAAAUUAAUCUUACAUAUUGAAAUAUGUAAGUUAUUAUUCAUGCAAGUGAGGAUAUAAAUAAACAUCUACAUGACAUAGCCAUGGAGGGCAUCUGCAUAUUGAUAAAUAAACAGAUAUGCAUGUGUAACAAAGCAGUGUCAAAAUGGUUUCCUAAAAUUUGUUGUGACCUGCUCUGGGUGAAUGGUAAGUAAGGAAUCCAAAGAAAGAAAGAAAGAAAGUUCCCCCUUGCAGAACAGUGUGGAUAAUAUUUUGCUAGAGGAGAGGGGGGAAAAGAAAUAUUAUUGGGGGGGGGAUUAUCCUGUGAAAUUUUGGCUCUGCUCUAGCAUCUAACAAUGAAGCCGUAUAGUUUUGUGAGUGUGUUGUGUGAAUACUGUUGAAGUAAUUUAAUUAGAGCUUUUCUAGAAGCAAAUAAUUAAAGACCAGCAUAGAGACAUGCUAUGCCCAAACUGAGAGGUAAUUUGCCAUCUGAAGUUAAUGAGGCUGCUUUAUCCAUUUGCUUUCUUCUGCCUUACCCCCUGCCACAUCACUGAGCAGGACCAAAUGAUAACCAAAAUAAUAUCAGACAGUAGGGUAAAGCUAUUUCUGCUUGCGAAAAGCAGCAGGAUGACUCUCGAGCACAUUAUCAUUCUUAUGACUUCGUCAUCACAUUUCUUUCCUCCCUCCCUCCCUCUCUUCAUCCCCUUGCCCUUGAUAAUUUAAUUGACAAUCCUCAGACUGGGAAGCAGGGCAAUUUAUUUCUAAAGCGUUUCUGAAUUGUUUGCAUCUGUAAGAUCUGAUUCUAUACAGCAGAGGCAUGUCCAACUUUCAAGACACUGCGAUCUACACCCACUAUAAAAAAAACUGGCAAUGAUCUACCCAUGAGAUUGACCAAAGUUGUAAAGUUGUUGAGCUUUUUUUAGGGAGCCAAAUUUGUUUUUGGGGUGGUGGUGGCCAGGGUCCCCCAAUUGACCACGAUCUACCACGGACACCCCACUAUUGAUCAGUAGAUAGUGAUUGACCUGUUGGACACCCCUGCUAUACAGCAAUAAGUUACUUUAAGUUAGGCUGACUUUUGUAGGGAGUUGGCAGUCCCGGGGAACUCUUGAUCCCUGUCCUUCACUCCAGCGUGGAGCAUGGCACAUUCCAAAAUGUUGGACGGGUCUUUGGAGAAGUCUGUAACAUGGAAGACCAUUCAUUCAUAUCCCACCCUUCCAGUGGAUGCACAUCCUAUUUUGCCUCCUGAAACCAAAACAGGAUGUGCCACCCUGCUGCCUCUGCCUCCCAAUUUCAAGUGAGAUCACACUGAAAUUGUGCAAGACUUCACACGACUUUGGGCAGUGGUGGGGGUGGCAGGGCAGGCAAGGUAUCUGCCAGGGUGCUGCCUUAGGGGCUUCUGCUGCCUGAGACAAUUCCAUCACCCCACCUAAUGGAUGUGCUGGCCCUGCACCCUUCCUCCAAGGAGAAAAAUGGGCUAAAUUUUAUACUCUCAACAAACCUGUAAGGCGGUUUGAGAAGUAAGCCCUUUUCAGGCAUUCAGGUUGGACCCAUGAAGGGACCAGCAGGAAUGUAUGUGGCAAGUCCUGCUCCCUUUAUGAUGAUGCACUCCCUGGCCCAAGAUGUGAUUGGCCUGUGCUUGAAGGGGGCUGUCUCAAUUGCACCUCAUGUCAUUCUGGGUUCCUGUCCCUGAAAAAAGCAAUUCCCUCAGAUUAAUGCCAGUUAUGCCAUACAUCAGUGGGGAUGAAGCUUGCUUCACACUGUCCUGCUUACCCCAUCAUUCAUUCAGAUUAAACACCUGAACAGCAUUGUAGUGGCUGGCCCAAGGAGCUGUGUGGAGAUAUGAGUCUGGCCCUACUUUCCCAAAAUCCACCAGCCAGCUGCUAAUCCAUGCCUUAUCUUCUCUUUGCUUACUGACUCCCCAAAGUCUGGUAUUCCAUAUCUCUUUUUUUUUUUUUAAGAAUAAUUUUUUAUUAACCGACCAAUCACAUCAAAUCAAACCAAAUUACAUAAAUUCCAAAUUACACAGCCGAAUUUUAAAUUUUUGUUGGGGGUACCCAUAUUUCAAGUUCCGAAGGGAUCCAAUCAACUUCUUGCUUCUUACUGCUGUUUUAAUGUCCACAAAUCUAACCUUAUGAUGUUCACAGUACUAUCCAGUCCUUUCUUCUUGUUUUUCCACAUCUCUUGUUGUUAUUUUCAUAUAUUUUUCCUUUCUCUUUGUGACCUCUGAUAGUCUCCACAAGCUGGUUAGACAGUUUGUAAUCCUGCGUGGAUAUUAUUAUUUUUAUCCAGUAGCCAUAUCCAGACGUUUUCCAUGUAACAUCACUUCCAUACAUCAAAACAGUCUUAGCGUCAUUAAUCUUCACCAAUCUGCCUCCUUUCUCAAAACCUCUGAGGAGAUUCACCAGGAAUGCAGUCUGAAAACAAGUCCGUUCCUUCUCUUGGCUAUAAAUCCUUUGGCAAGAUGGCGACUCCGAAUUAAUUGCUGCGCCAUUCCAAAAGCUCUUAUUGCUUCUCGAUCUCCAUAAAGCAUACUUUUGGUUAAAGUUUAUCUCCACACAGACCUUAAUCAUCCUGCUUGGGUCAGUUCAACCGACGAUUCUAAUGAGGAGGGGUUCUUGUAAAUCACAUAGAAGGAAAGUAAAAAAGGUCCCCCCCCCAUUCAGUCCCGUUGUCAACAUACACCUUUGGUGUAUCUUCAUCGUAAAAUAUUCCUUUUUCUCCAACCCGUCGUCUUCUUUCGCAGAGGUCACUUAAAUUAGCAGACUUCACUCCCCUUCUUCACUUGAAAUAUGUGCAUUUGCUUCUUUUGUAAUUAAUUAUUCUAAAUUGCUGCAGCUAGUGCACGAUCAGAGACAGCGUCCAGGAGAGCUGAGAUCCACACGGGGGCAUUCUGCCUAGGGCCCUCACCCCCUUCUUUCAAAUUAGGGGGUGAUUUAUGGGCACAGCAGGCAAGGGCAGUGUUCCCCAUUUCCUUGGGGCAACAAGGGAGGCUGCCUACUCCCAUAACAGCCUCUUAAUUACCCCGUGUGGGUCGGACAGAUGGUAUUGUCGGCCAUCUUCCAAUGCGCCCCCUAGUGGCCCCCCGGUAUUCCAUAUCUCUUAGCAGCUCAAUGUUUGCACACUUAGCAACAGUUUGGCAGCUGAAAAAUGUCCUUUACAGUCCUGAGUUCAGUCUCUCAGUUGUAGUUGGGAGACACGUCUUAAAGAGAAAGAAACACCCAACCACUCAUUCAAGUAAUGCGCUGGUCAAGCUAACUGAACCAGACCAUUAUGAGCCCAGUCUGUAAAGCAGGUACACAGCAAAAGCUUUCAGCCUUGAGUCCUUGAUCAGAUGGUACACUAAGCCAAACCUUGGUUCAACAAUACAGUGGUACCUCGGGUUACAUACGCUUCAGGUUACAUACGCUUCAGGUUACAGACUCUUCUAACCCAGAAAUAGUACCUCAGGUUAAGAACUUUGCUUCAGGAUGAGAACAGAAAUCGGCGGCAGCGUGGUGGCAGCAGGAGGCCCAUUAGCUAAAGUGGUGCUUCAGGUUAAGAACAGUUUGAGGUUAAGAACGGACCUCCGGAAUGAAUUAAGUACUUAACCCGAGGUACCACUGUAAUAAGAACCAGGAAGGAACUAAGUGAUGCUAGACUUUCCUGUGGAACACAGGUAUUAGCCUUCCCAUACAAUGCCAUGGGCUUAUAUUAUUACUAUAUAUUAUUGGGAGUUAAGGUAUGCUGUUUUUAAAAGCAUGAAAACAUCACACAGCAUACAGUGUAGCACUUCAGCUCAAGUAAUAAAUAGUAGAUUGUGAUGGCAAAACAUACACAGGUUUUUCUGAUGCAGAUUUCAAGAAUUGGCUGAGCUGUCAUUAAGAACAUGUCAUUUCUAAAGGAUUAAAGAAGGAGUAUUGUUGGAUAUUUGUGGAGGUUAAUGUAAAUGCAGGAGCACAUUAUAGAUUGGAGCAUUCACCACACGGCACAUUUUAAUUUGUAAACUUGAUUUUUAAUGCUUAUUAAAAAUAGUGGCUUUCUGGUUCUGAUAGUUACAGCAGGUGAUAGAUAUAUGGAGUGCUGAUGAGAUUCCAUUGCACUUUUAAGCUUGCCCAGGCUUUCAUUGAGGUUAUCUCUAUAACAAGCCCUGGGAGACUUAUUUCCAACCCAGUUUGGGCUGUGUGGAAUAGGCAACCCAGUACUCAGGUCUUUCAUCCAGUUUGCAAAACUUUUUCCCCACCAAGAGUAAAGGGAAAGGAGAUAUUGGCAGCAGUAACAUGCACACUACAUUAUAACUUAUUUCCUCCCUUUUAAAAGUAUUUACAUAGCAUCUAAUAAUUUCUUUAAAAUCUCUUAAGUGGUGUACAGUACAAAACAAAUAAUAUAAUUAAAGCAAAAAUACCUCAUAGAACUAAUAAAGCAUUAAUAUAAGAGCACAUGGAAGCAUAAAAACCCCCAUUAAAUACAAAUUCAGGGAGUUGAAACACAUAAAGCCAGAUCUGAUCUUAUGUCUUAGGGAAAGCCUGGAGAAAAAAUAUGUAUCUUUACAAGAUGCCUGAAGCAACUGAUGGUGGCUGCUUCAUGUAUGGAAAAGGGAAGGACAUUCCAUAGUACAGAGGCAAGAACAGAAAAUGGUCAUUAGUACUGUAUUAGAAACCUUAACCAAGAGUAAUACCUUGGAGGCAGGCCUCAUAUUACCAGUCCUAUUAGCUGCAGAACUUUUUUUUUCAGCUUUAUUUACUGUUUUCUGAUCCUCAGGUACUAUGGUUGGUGACCACACCCGCUUGGAAUUCCACAAUAUUGAGACUGGGAUAAUGACAGAGAAGCGUUAUAUCUCUGUCAUUCCCUCCAGCUUCAUUGGCCACCUCCAGAGCCUCAUGUUCAAUGGCCUUCUCUACAUUGACUUGUGCAAGAAUGGUGACAUUGAUUACUGUGAACUGAAAGCCCGCUUUGGGCUGCGCAACAUCAUUGCGGACCCUGUCACCUUCAAGACCAAGAGCAGCUACUUGAGCUUGGCAACUUUGCAGGCCUACACCUCCAUGCACCUGUUCUUCCAGUUCAAGACAACCUCUGCUGAUGGCUUCAUCCUUUUCAACAGUGGUGAUGGAAAUGAUUUCAUUGCAGUUGAGCUGGUCAAGGGGUAAGUAAGAUAUUAUGUUGUCUCUGGGAGUAGGUUGGUCAAUCCAUGUAGGCAAUUGUGCCGUCACAAGUCUGACUAUAAAUUCAUAUUCUUCUUUCUCCUGGGAAGGUAAGUUGGAUAAAAUAUGACCUGUCCUGAUGAAGCUUCUUAUUCUGCUCUUUGACCAUGGACAACUCAUUAAGACCAUCUGGAAUUUUGGUUAGAAAAUUAGAGCAGACUGUUGCAGAUGUUUUGAAUCUUUUUUGUGUCUUAGCCAUUAAUUCAUUUUCAUUCUGGGCUUUCUUCUGAGUAGGCACUUGUGUCAUUUGCAGGUAUAUACACUACGUGUUUGACCUUGGGAAUGGACCUAAUGUCAUCAAAGGCAAUAGUGACCGGCCUUUGAAUGACAACCAGUGGCACAAUGUAGUCAUCUCCCGAGACAACAGCAACACCCACAGCCUAAAAGUGGACACCAGGGUUGUUACUCAGGUCAUCAAUGGUGCCAAAAACCUUGACCUUAAGGGUAAGUAACUGGAUCUUACCAGAUCAGGUAAAAUAUAUUCUUUGUAUUCAUGAUGCACCAUUUUGCACCAGGUUUAAUCCUUGGCAAUUCCAGUCAAAAACAAAUUAGGUGGUAGGUCUUGGAGAGACCUCCCACAUUUAAAAGCCAGGUGCUAUUUGGAAUGGACAUUACUUUGCAUAUGCAUUUCUUAUCACUGUAUUUUGAUAAGCUUUUUUUUGAGAUGAGAACCGCAUCCGAACCUUGCCUUGCGCACUGUGAAACUUGGAGGGCAGCUAAAUUCUUAUCUGCAUAUUGGUCCAAGAGGUGCAGACUAGGUUAGUUCCUACUGGAAUUCCCAAAGAAGAAAUUCCUCAAGAAGACACACACACACAAUUUCAUACCACACAGCGCUCUACACAUACAGAACUAGUAGGGAUGCAAUUUUCUGAAAAGAAUCAUUUUGAGUUUAUCCACAUGGAUUUCUUCUUGUUCUAAUUUUCAUCUCAUUUCUUGAUCUAAAUGAGAAGCAAGGUUUUUUGUGUUCCACUAAAGAUACAAACAGUUACCAUAUAUUGUACACAUUAUAUGCAUGUUACAUGUGCAUUAUACACAUAUACACUCCAGGUUACCCAAAGUAACCAGCACAUAAUUCUUCUUUAUUGUAACUUGAAUUCAUUGAUGCAAGAGGCAGUUCAGUAUGGACAAAACACAAACAGGUUGGAACUACCAUAUUCUGUGUAUAAAUCCAUUUAAAAUGGAUUCUUCCAUUCCUAAAUGUUAAUGGGUGAAACAGAAUGGUGAGCAAACCCCCUUUACUCUGGCAUCUAGUUGUAAGGCAGAUUUUAUAUGGGAGAACAGUGAAUUGUGUGAUCUCCCAUCUGCAGUCUGAAAUGCUCUAAUUCAAGAACAGUUUUUACAUGUGAUGAGUUUUCAAAAUCCAAGCCUCAGUCUUUUAAAAUGAACAAAUAUAAGAACCUUAGAACUUUUCCACUGGGCUAGACUUUCAUGAGUCUCUCUGUCAUGAGUUCCCCACCACCACCAAUGUGUGUCCUAUCCUCCAGUGGGUCUUUCAGGCCAUAUAGAUAUGGCUAAAACUGUUACAGUUGUAUUUAGUGUACAUAAAUUUGGGUAUAUGUUGAAAGUUGUCUUGAUUCAUAUUUUGCAUUUUCCUUCCUAGUCUUAUACGUUGAGUAAAAUAGCUCCCUAUUUCUAUAACAGACAGUCAUUUGUACUACUACUACUACUGCUACUAAUUUAUUUAUUUAUACCCCGCCCAUCUGGCUGGGUUUCCCCAGCCACUCUGGGCGGCUCCCAACCGAAUAUUAAAACACAAUACAGCAUUAAACAGUAAAAAACGUCCCUAAACAGGGCUGCCUUCAGAUGUCUUUUAAAAGUAAGAUAGUUGCUUAUUGCCUUGACAUCUGAUGGGAGGGCGUUCCACAGGCCAAGCGCCACUACCGAGAAGAAAAUCAAAUCAGCAGGCUGUUCUUCUGUGGGCAGCUCUUCCCUCUAUCUUUUCACUGGUGCGUGUUUUGCUGUUCGGUUAGGAAACUUAAGAAGAAACACUUUCCAGGGCCAAAGGUGCUGAAGUUGACAUGCCCAAAGUUCUCGUUUCAAUGCCAUGAAAGGUGCUUGGGGAGCCUGCACAAGGCUGCCUCUCCUGGUCUCACACACAAAGCUGCUUUGGCAGGGAAACCACAAAUCUCAACAAGUGGAUCCAAGAGGGCUUGUUAAUGGAAGAGCUGAUACAUCCUUGGGAGCAAUUUGGUGCAACACAGUGGUGUAUUGGUCAAAAAGUCACAGUUCCACAAAGCAACAGGCACUGCCGUGUGAAAAGAACAUUCAAUAAUGGGACACCGUUAUAGCAUUAUAAUCGGGAAAACAAACCCAAUAUUCCCCAUGUCUGAAUGCAUCCUAAGUGCUGGGCACCCUGUGGGUUAUAUCCUGUGCUGCUGUUCCACUUGCAAAACAGGCAUCCCCUUCCCCUUCCUCUCCCCCACAGUCACCCGUUCAUGUGGGGAGAGGAGUGUGAGAGGAAGUCCCCUUGAGUGAGCAGAACACAUUGGAUGCAACCUCAUAACUUCACUGUUUGCCUUAACCUUUUCCUUUGCCUUUUACUUGGUUCCCUCCAGGUGAUCUUUACAUUGCUGGCCUGGUUCAAGGAAUGUACAGCAACCUCCCCAAGUUGGUAGCAUCCCGUGAUGGGUUUCAAGGCUGCCUGGCAUCGGUGGACUUGAACGGGCGCCUGCCAGAUCUUAUUAACGAUGCUCUUCACCGCAGCGGGCAGAUUGAGCGUGGAUGUGAAGGUACAGCCUACCUAAAAUGCCAUUCCUUCUCACACAGCCCUCCCUACCUCCAUGCUGCUCUUUGCAUCACCACCACAUAUUUCCUCCAUAGAUGCUUGUUGUGACAUUCCUCCUCCAUCGCCAUCCACAUUCACCCUCCAUGAUUGUAACCAGCUUGGGUGUGCAAAAGAAAUGAGAGGUGACUGUGAAACACUCCAUGUUGUAAUGUAGCUUUCCUUUUUGGGUACUGUCAGGUGCUAGUGGUGGUUGCUCGUGAGUAACCAGGCAGGACUCCAACCUGUCUUUUACAGGUUUUAUUGGUGCAAACUAUUUACAGUGCAGAACCACAAAGUUCAUGUCUGUCUUAGUCACUUGCAGAUUCCGGGAGUGGCCCCUUCUGGUUUCUCCCCCAACAUAAGAACUUAGACACCCCAAAUCUCUGCCUCCCCUCCUUACGUUUCACCCCUCUGCGCAAGCUGGGUGACGGAAACGGCAAACGGCGUGUCUGCCUCGUGUCCAGCCGGGCUAGGGAGGCGCUUGGGCUCUCAGUAGCAUCUUUGAGCCCUCCCCUCGCUUGGCUGCCCCCUUCCCCCUCUGCUCCACUGGAGGUGUGGCUCUCCCCACUGCUGGAUGAGGGGCUGCUCCUCAGAAGUGUUGGAAGCUCUCUGUAUCCCCCUGCCUCCCUCUCCUGUUCCGAUGGCAGUCCCCUGACAUUCAUGUUGUGUGUCUCUCCAGAAUGGAAGACGCACAAACAUUUAGGAGGUGCCCAACACAAAAGCAACCCACAUAGAAAUUGAAGUCACACAACACACAUAAACAUCAACGUGUGCUGGGGUGGAGCUGUCCUCCUGACACGACAUUGCUGCAGCUUACCUGGGUGGUACUGGCUCAAGGCAGUGCUGAAGUCAGUACUGUGGAGGCACACCAGCAGAACCAAUCCAAUCCAUGCUCCCACCAGUGUGUCUGCAGAACCCCAACCUUCCCACUGUCCUGCUCCACUGUUGCACAGGUAAGCUGCAGUGAAGCUGGUUUCUGAAGGAUGGCUCGACCCUCCCAUGCUGGCCCCUACUGCCACCACUCCAGCUCUGAUUAACUGCUAGGGUAUAGUCAUAUGCCACAGUCCAGAUCUGCACCUGAGCAUCAAGCUUUUGAUAACCUCCUUAGCAAAGACAUCACCAUGCUUUGAGACCAAGUUCUCUUUUACAUCACAUCCCUGGGACCAAUUCAAACAUUGUGUCUAUUACAGGGAGACAGCUGGAAAUGCUUCUGCACUGUGAGUUGGUCAAAGAGAGCAAUGACAGGGAGUAAAAGAAAAGAGGCCUUGAACAUUACUUCCCUGAUUAUUCAGUUUUUCCUACCCAUUUAACGCUCUCUGAUGCCAGAUUUUAUAAUCUGGUAUAAUCAAAAGUUCUUGAACCCUGCAUUGGACUCCACAAGUUGCCGUACAGCAUAGUUGCCUUUCAUAUUCUAUAGAGUGCCAAAUUAUACUUCUAUGUCUCACCAUUAUUUUACUGGUCUGUUCCUGUAUGUUUUGGGUAAUCUCCCACUGGCCUUUCUGAGAGUCUGUGGAUCCCAUGGCCAGGUUGACUGUGUUCCCCACCAGCAGUCUCAAAUUUUAUAUGAUUUUGGAAUAAAUGACAUACAGCUUUGAGACAGUGUCUUUUUGUGCAGUGUUUUGAUAUAGAAUGGUUUGGAAAGAGAAAUCUGGGUGAUAAGGUUUUUGUGAAAACACUUGUCCUUGAACAGACAAAGGCUUGUGAAGAAGGCAGGUAGGAGAUAAUCUCUCAGUAUCAAACAAGAGAAACAGAACAUCGCUGCCAUUGCUGAGUCCUCAGAAAAAAGAAAAUACUCUUUGGGUGACAUCCGGUGGUGUCAGUCCACUUACACAAUGGCCUUCUGCUUGCAUAACUUGAGUUUCCCUCUCUUCUCCUCCACUGCAGUUUCUAGAGUGUUGGGAGACCCCUAAGGGCACAUGGGGACUCAGGGACGUGCUGGUGGGAGGAGAAAGAAAGGGAAAUAUAAUCAUGGCCAUUCAUGUGAUGUUGGACAUUGCUUUUAUGUUUAGAAGAGGCCCCCUUUCACACUUAGGCUUUUUAAACAAUCCUUUUAGUGGCCCACAACAUUUUCUUUUGAGAGAUGGGUCCCUGUAAGAGUCUUAGAAUAGUUUCUGGCUGCUCACAAUGAGUGUUUAAUAUUCUUAAAUAUAUAUAAUUUUAUGGAAGACUGAUUAUUUAACUUUCUGGCACCGGGAGGAUUUCAGAUAUCCUCCUGGUUGCCCAAUUUCGUUUUUAAAUGAUGUUAACCAUAUUUAAAAAGACAAGCACAGCUCAAAGUGGCAGAGUUCAUAGCUCAGAGGUGGAAUGCUUGUUUUUACAUAUAUGAGGUCUCAGGUUCAGUCAGGGACAACUUCAGUUCAAAAGUUUCAAGCAGCAACUUUGGGAAAGGACUUUGCCUUGGACCCCCACCAGUCAGCACGGAUCAGCCUGCCCCAAUCUGAUGUUUUGGACUACACCUUCCAUCAGUCUCAGCCAGCAUAGCCAAAAUACCUGGAGUGCACCAGGUUGGGGAAGACCAAUGUAAAUAUAGUGUAGUAGAUGGACCAUUGAUCUGGUUCCGUAUAAGAUUGCUCCUUGCGUCUUUUAAGCUCUGCUCAGUAAUAUUACACUGAAUCUUAAAGAAUAAAGAGAACAGCUAGUGAAGGUGACAGCAUAGAUGAGGAAAAAUCACCACCUAAUGCAUAAAUUGUCAGAUCCAGUACUAUGGGGGGAAAGGACAUUUUAGAGGAAUGUUGUGCAUAGCCCAGCCUGGGUUUAAAUCUUUAGCUGAAAAUUUGAGAUAUAAAUUAAGGAAGAACUGAGUUUGUGGAUGGUCCUUUGGAUGUGAUUUCAUUGUACAAUGCCUUUUUUUCAGCAGUUGACCCAGAAGCUUUUGGCAGCUACUUCCUUAUCCUGUUAAAUGUUUGAUCAGUGCUUUUCAGGCAGCUCAGAUGCUCCUGUAAAGGUAUUUUAGCAAAGCCAAGGGCUUUGUUGCAUCCAGCUGUGAGGAAUCCAAGCCUUAGCUGGUGGUUAUCACACAGCCCUUAGGUAUUCAGCUGUGGGAUGACAUAAUCGUCAUGAGUGGCAUUUAAGGCAGAAAGGCUGUAUCAAAUCAUAACAUUCUUGGCAUUAGUUACAUAAAAACCUGAGCACUCUCAGCCGCAUAAGAAAAUGACUUGGUCACAACAGACACACCAUAUUAGCAGAAGCAGUUAUAGCAAAGAAGAUUGCUUGACCAGCAGUUUAUUGUAGGAACAUAGGAAACUGCCUUAUGCAGAAUUCAUCCAGCCCAUUAGGGUCCAAGCCAAAUGGUAUGAGAUUCCAGGGAUUUCAAACGGACUCUUCCAAGGUCUAUGUUUCCUUUUGUGAAAGAUGCACAGCAGAGACUGUGGUGUUUUUAUGACAUAUAUACAACCUGAAUCUACAAAGGAGGGGAUCAAAUUAUCACACUCCAAGAGGGUCCUGUCUCUCUCAUGGCUGGGAGCCCACAUUGUGCUCAAACACCCCCUCCCCAGCUCGCUGCAUUUAGCAGAUGGACACUUCCCUGUGCCCUCAAAAUCCUAAACCUUCUGCUCUCCUUUUGUCUCUGUUUACUGUCUCAGAGCUCAGGAAGAGGCUUCUCCCACUCUCUGGCUGGCUCAGAGUCUUUCCUUUGUUGAUAGCCCAUCUCUUUGUCCUUGUUCCCUGCUAACGGCCUACCUUCUCCCAGGCAGCUUCCUGCACAUGGGAAAAACUGGUUGGGCCUAUACUUUGACACUCCUAAAUUCAGUGCUUGGCAGCCCAUUGUAAUACACCAAGCACUGAUUAAACUCCAACGCCCGUUAGACUCAGCACCCAUUUGACCCAGUGAUUUAGGGGAGUCAACACACCCAUAAAAGCAGCAUCUACACUGACUAGCAAUCAUUUUGCAAGGUUUCAGAAUGAAGUCUCUCUCCCAGCUCUACCUGAAAAUUUUGGGGAUUGAACCUGGGACCAGGCAAUGUGGAUGCUUUGCCAUUGAGUUGCAGCCCUUCAUUUCGGGCCAUAGGGGCUGCUGGAAUCACUAUUUUAUCUGGAAACAAGAGGGGGGAAGCUGGACCCAUUUCAUUUAUGUAUAUACCUAAGUAUUUUAAUAACUUAGAUCCUGACUUUCUUCAUUGAGAUGGACCCCAGGCAUCUCACAUAAGUAAAAAACAUCAACUCCUAAAAUAAAAUACUACAGGUGAAA